GCGUCAUUGUUAUUUUUCCGACUGUAAACCCGUUCCCUGAGUUGGACACGACACUAAGGCGGAUCUGUAGUCUGAGUUUGAGUGUUCAGGUUUUCAUUUGGCUAAUAAAAUGUCUGACGCCUUGUUGCAGUGGUGUGUGGACCAGCUUCACCACAAGUUCGGGUUGGAGGCGUGUGAAGAAAUCGUCCAGUAAGGGAGACUUUUGUUUAAAUGUGACUGUUAGAUAACUGAGAGACCAGAUGCUAACAGCGACACAGAGGCGUGUAUGAGGCUUCACAGCUAGUUAUACACCGUCAUAGUGUAAAUAUCGAAAAAAUAAUGAUAAUUUAUGGUUAUUUAAGGUUAUUUUCUAACAGUUAGCUUAACGGGUUUUGCUCUUCGGCUGUAGAUGGUUUAACUGAAGUGUAAGCUCUUUAUUGAUGAAGGGUUUUCUUGUCUUAGUUUCCCAGAUUCUGUGAAGUUCCUAUAAAUACUUUGGUAUGUAUCACAGGUCAAUGAAGCUCGGUAUAUGUGCUCCAUAUAUAGCUUUAAACUCAGAUAAUAUAAGAUUAAAAGUACGAGUCUAAAGAUCAAAACUAAACAAAGACAGUAAACAGGCUGAGGAGAAAACUAUUCGUCUUAAAUGCCCUAAAUCAGCUCCAGUUGCUUUGUACUCAUGUAUCCUUAGAUUUUACAUAUUUUAUUUCAGGUGUAUCACUGUAAAAUUGCUUUUUUACAGGUAAUUUUGAGUGCAGGGCCAUCAUGAAUGUAAAUACAGAGGUAAAGAUGAGGAGGAACACUAUAAUCUCUCAAUUCUAUAGAUAAUACUUGGACAUUACACUUAGUCUUGAUAAUACUUUGCUGCACUUACACAUUUCUAUACACCAGAUAUAAACGUACAUAAUUACCUGGAAUAAGUACACCCUGCCUCUUCCUGCACUAAAUCUUACCUAUCUUAUUGUUUUGUAUGUAGCACAGGUCAAUGAACCUUGGUAUAUGAACUUCAUAUAAAACUCUAAUACUAUAUUAUAAUAUUAGGUUAGAUGUACCUUUGUAAUAAGUUAUCAGAUUACUUGAGUCAUAAAAUCAAAUCAAAACUAAACAAAGACCACAGACAGGCUGUGGAAAAAAUUAUUCUUCUUAAAUGCCCUAAAUCAUCUCCAGGUGUUUAAUGCUCAUGUAUCCUUAGAUUUUACAUAUCUUAUUUUAGGUGUAUCACUGUGAAACUGUUUCAUUUAAAGGUAAUUUUGCGUGCAGGGCCAUCAUGAAUGUAAAUACAGAGGUAAAGAUGAGGUGGAACACUAUAAUAUCUCAAUUCCAUGGAUAAUACUUGUCAAAUAUUACAGAGGACAUUACACCUAGUCUUCUUAAUACUUUGCUGCACUUAUACAUUUCUAUACACCAGAUUUAAAUAUACAUAAGUACCUGGAAUAAGUACAUCCUGCCUCUUCUUGCACUUAAUCUCUAACAUAGUGGAAGAAGAUUCACAACCGACAUAGAAAGUAUGGGGAGUUAUAAAACAAAUUAGUAAUACAGUCUGCAACUGACAUAUAAAUGAUCAAAAGAAUUGCUAUUUUGUGGUAAAUCAUUGCUUUGCGUCUGAAUUUUACCAGCCACUGUCAUGUUUAAUUAGUAUUUCCCCUAAAAAUGUGUUGAAAAGUUGAGGAAGUUCAUAUGCAGUAAAAUAAUGGAAGCAAAGUAUGUGUUCAAUUAUAAUAAAUACACUGAAUCAAUGCAUCAUUUAUUGAUGGAAUCCAUGUGGUUGUUGAAAAGCAGGGCAUAUCAUUGUGUUUUUGUCUUAACAUCUGCUGUCUAGGUACAUUCUGUCCAUUGAAAAAGCUGAAGAGAUCGAGGAGUAUGUUGGAGACCUCCUUCAGGGCACAGAUGGGAAAAAGCGUCACUUUAUAGAUGAGCUUGUCAGCAGGUGGAAGAAGACUCAAAAACAGGCUUCAGAUCCUGCAGGGCCUUUUCUUCUCAAAGAAGCAGUUACAUCAGCAGGUAUACCACCACAUUUUAAAUAUUUCAUUGUUAGGAGUUACUGAAAUUCCUCUCAGCCAUUAAACACUCACUCUGAAAAUACUCUCUCAAGGAUUCAGGGAAUGACUCAAGAUUGGGAUUAAUAUCUUUUACUAGGAUCGCAUGGCUUUAAAUUUGAUAAGAAAUGAUUCUAAAUUUUCAAUUCACACUGUUUGUUGAGGAUAAUUUGCGUCCCUUUUCUAGAUUCACAAGACAUGACCAAAGAUACCCAGAAGAAAUCUAAACGUAAAGGCCGUAACAAACAGGAGGUCUUGACAGUGAGCCACACAGAACCUGAACCAGAGGCUGUCAAAACCCCCAUAGAUCUGAUGAGGGUAAGUUAAACUUAUAACUUUCAUAAAGGAAUUCACAUGAUCUGAGUGCCUAAAUGACUCUACACAAGAUUGCAUUUUUAUGAUUGUUCACUUCCCUGAUUUUUUUUCCUCAGGCCCAAGAAAACAGCAGUAAUUCCUCAACGAAGAAGAAAAAUAAGUUUGUCAAUCUCUAUAACACGGAGGGACAGGACAGGCUGGCUGUCUUACUCCCUGGUCGACAUGCCUGUGAGUGCCUUGCUCAAAAGCACAAACUUAUUAACAACUGCAUCAGCUGUGGUCGCAUUGUUUGUGAGCAAGAGGGCUCAGGACCGUGCCUCUUCUGUGGAAGUCUGGUACAUGCAUCUUUUAAAUCUUUUGAUCCCAUUUUCUUUUACACUGACAGCCAGUAUGUUCAGUCAUUACUAACAUUUCUGUUCUGAUGCAGGUUUGCACAAGAGAGGAACAGGAGAUCCUGCAAAGAGACUCCAACAAAAGCCAGAAACUAAGAAAGAAGCUCAUGGGAGGUGAGAGAAAAAAUAUCCAGAAUAACUAGGCCUUUAAAUCAAAAUAAGGAGGGCUGCUGCUAUAAGUCUGUUUUUAUUUUGGUGACAGAUGCUGGAGAAAGAGAUUAUCUCCCACACAAAGAGGCCUUGAUGAAGGUUGGUUUGGAGAAGGCUGUCCAGCACAAAGACAAGCUGCUGGAAUAUGACAGAAACAGGUAUCAGUAAACGCACUUUGACAAAGGAUUUUGAUCAUUAGAGAGGAAAUCUUGGGUAUGUACCAUUUUCUUUUUCAAUUAUAGUGUGAGGAGAACCCAGGUUUUGGAUGAUGAGUCAGACUACUUUGCCACCGAAUCCAAUCAGUGGUUGUCACCUGGUGAGCGAGAGAAGCUGAGAAAAAAGGAAGAGGAGCUGAGAGAACUUCGCCAUGCUUCUCGCAAGGACAGAAAGAUCACAUUGGACUUUGCUGGUAGACAAGUGGUAGAUGAGGGAAACAACCUGAACGAGUACUACAACAAGUAAGUUCUUCUGACACCACGUCAAGCAAGGCUGCAAGAGUGGAUAUGAUGUUUUGAUUUAUGAUAUUUAUGUAUGUAGUGAUGCAAAACAAGCUCCUCUUUGGUGUAAUCUACAGGUUGGAUGAGACCCUUAAAGCUAUGAACAAUGACUCUGUGUCAAAGUCACCAAAUUAUUCUGAAAGAAAAGGUGGAAGGCAGACCCUCGGAGAGCUGGUGAACCCCAACAUCAUGCAGUCUGCACCCGAGGUUGGUCCUUAUAGACAUAUACAAUAAAUGUAGCAAUAGUGUCACUUGUGGUAUGUUUUUACCGCUAUAUUUUCAAUCAUCAUAAUAAUCAUAAUUAUCUGUGCAUCUAUUUUGUCACUUUAUAGCAUAAACCAACAGUCCUUUUACACAAUUAAAUAAGUGUGGAUAUUAUUCAUAUCUGUUCUGCAAAUAAUGAUCAUGACAAUGUGCGGACUCUCUAGUGGGUGGAUGUUGGAGGCAGAGAAAACAAGCGAAAUGUGGAGAAGGCAAAGAGUUCAUCCAAAGACAAAGGAACAGAAGAAAGAUCCAAGCUUCGGCUUCAGGACAAAGAGCUGCAGGAGAUGUCUGAUGGAGGCUGGUGCCUCAGCAUGCAUCAACCAUGGGCUUCACUGCUGGUUAAAGGCAUCAAGAGGUAACGAGCAUACAAACUCCCAAAAAAGAUCACUUAAACCUUCAUCCUAAAUUGUGAGUAAAGUAAAAAGUCUGUAGGGAUCAGGUGAAUAAAAGCAGUGCUUACAUUUUAAUAAUCCACAUCUGUGUGUGUGUGUAGGGUGGAAGGCAGAACUUGGUACACAUCUCACCGGGGUCGUCUUUGGAUCGCUGCUGCAGCUAAAAAGCCCACCCCUCAGGAGAUUGCUGAGGUGGAAGUCAUGUACCGCCACAUCUACAGAAAAGGUAACAACAACUGAGAAGUAACUCUUUGAACACAAGAGGUGACCUUCCAUUUCUUACAUACUGCAGCUGCACCUGCUGUUAUUUUGAACUGAUGAAUCUUCAAUGAUAUUUUUUCUACAGAGCCCAGGUUUCCUAAAGAUUACCCCACUGGCUGCCUGCUGGGCUGUGUUAAUGUGACGGACUGUCAGUCUCAGGAGCAGUUCAGAGAGCAAGUAAGUGAAACAGGACACCAUGUCAGAAUAUUAAGUUUAGACUGAUGCUUUAUUACAAUAGCAAUUCAGAUAGCAAUAUCUUAACUGGAUUGUCAAACAAAUCGGAGAAGGAAAGAGCUCAGUUCAAGAUUUUAGCUUUGUGGGGAAAUUGUCUGGUUGUUGUGUGAUCAAAACCAGGUGGCUGCAAUUUGAGUUUGUUUGUUUCUUUGUCAGUUUGCUGCUGAUUUUCUUGGGGUUUUCUAUUGACUUCCAGGUUUCUUGUAAUUCUGAUUCUUGUUAUUUUGGGAUUCUCUCUUCAUUUGCUUCUUGAAACGAUGCUGAAGUGUAAUAGUGGUUUGAUAUACAUAAAAAUGGACCAUACUUUGAUUAAUCGGAAUACAGAAUUAUAUAUUAUCAUAUGAACUGCAGUUCAGUUCCAAGUAUCAUCACAAAACUACAACAAAAAACAUUUUAUUCUGUUACUUUUAUGGAUAAAAUCCUUAGUUUUAGCCCUAUUGUAGGUUGCUGCACUAUCCUCUCCUGCCAGCAGAGGUCAGACUGCACCUUUUCAUGAGUAACUCCCUGUCCUUUUGCCAUUUCAUCCACUAGAGACAGUAUACACCACAGAACAAACCACUGAAUCAUUAAUUCAGGCUCUCAUUAUACCAGUAACCUCCCACUAAAAUGAUGACAGACACACAUUACAUUUACAAAAGCCUGUUGAGUUUGUUCAGCAAACAUAUCCAGCAAUUAUUUCGUCUUCCAGCUACAGAUGACAGGCAGGGACCUCUCUCCCAUUGCUACUCUAGUGCUGCCACAGUCAAGGCUUUUGUUUUCAGUGUCUUUAUUUCACACUUUGGGGGGAAAUCCAUUUCUUAAAAUAUGUUACAGGGGCUCUGGUUUGGCUUUCUUUGUGAUGUGGCAGAACACGGAGCUGUUCUAUUGGCAGUGCUGCUUUUUGGACUCGUAAAAAAAGUUAACUUCAGCUUUUACACCCAAAUUACUUUAAUUAAUUGCUGUUUUACUAAGUAUUAACUGGAAAAUACUCCCUAUUAAGUCAUCAUGUGUACAUAGAGUUGCUUUCCCAUUCUCCUUCAAUGGAACGCAUUUAGGCUUAAUGACAUUGCCAUCCUUGUCUUGGCUGUUUUGCCUCUGGCUCUGGGAAAGACUGCUUUGUUUGAGGUUAAUGGGUCUGGUCUCUAUUUUUCAUUUUAAUGGAUGUUUGUUGUUCUGGGCUGAAACUAUUAACUGUUUUAUUGUUCAUGAGAAAAUCAAUAGUCAUUGGGCACUUUUCUUAAACAUUCAGUGUGUGUAUAGGGCCUCUGAAAUAUGGAUGUUUGAUGUUUCCCUGUGAUGAACUUUGCUGCCUUGGGCUGAACAAAGAAACUUAAGGAGUCAGUUUGGGGUCUCGGUAAUUGUGAGAGUCAUUUUUCAUUAUUUGAUGCUCCAAAGAAAAUUAUCAGAAAAUGAUAAAUGAUAUAUUUCACAGUUAAUGUUUAAAGAUAAGAUUAGAUAAACCAUUUUGUCUCCCAAGAGAGAAAUUUGUCUUGGGCUAUUCAUCCAGAAAAACUGACAACAUAACAAUCAGCAUACAACAUGAAUGCAGUUAAUAUUAGAAAGACCCAGAUAGUGUGUAGUAACUAACAUGGUGUCACACUGAGCAGAUAGCUGAACUGUCUUUGAAAACAUGCACAAAACAAUGUACAUGUCAAUAAACAUCAGUGCCAGACACAAGCCCUAAAAAUAUACAACAUCCAGCAACAUUUAGUGCUACCAGCAACAGUGAAGAAACUCAAAACAACAUAAACUCCGGCUUUCUGGCUUUUAUCUGCCCCCACUUAAAAGUUUGACACAGGAAUAAAUAAGUAUUUAAAUCUGUUCCGUCUGCUGCGAGGAACUCUAAGCCUCCUACCAGAGGGCAGCAGCUCGUACUCUGUGUGCAGAAGGAGAUGUAUUGCUGAUGAGCUCUUUGGCAUGUUGUACAGUAGCCUGUUCAUGAAUACUCCAGUGAUUUAACACCAAUGAUUUCAUGUGCGGUGAAGAUUAACCGAGACACUUUAUUUUAAAUACUGCACAGGAAGAUUACCAAAACCAAACUGUGAUAGACUCUCAUUAGACCCUCUAGAACUGCCUGAGAGAGUAGAAACUUAUUUUUUUUUAUCAACACCAUGAACCUGUGGACGACGUAAAAAUACAAUCUACAACAGACUAUUAUUAUAUGUAAAGACACCAGAUAUUUGUAUGUAGAAAAGGGAUUAAUUUCCUGGUCUUGUGAACAGAUUUAAGGCUCUAAUUGGCUCUGUUGUUAAGCUAGUUUGCAAAGUGUAGCUAACCUUAGCAGAGCUAGCACUACCAGCACUGGGUCCCCCUUGCAGGUUGAUGUCCAGGUGUCUGUGCUGGUUACACAAUACUGCGGUCAAGUGGUUGUAUGCUGGUUUAACAAGACACAGCCACCAUGCCUCAUAUUUAUUUCCCCUUUUUUCUAGAGCAAAAUCCUGUCAAAGUGCACUCUGCUAUGAGAUGCUGUGUUUGUUUACAUCCUGGUAGCAGAGCAUUCAAGCAUUAGCCAGCUCCAACUCAACAUAUGACUGGCAUUUUGACCUUAAAAUAAUACAAAUAUUUAUAAUUCACAAUUAAUUCUGUUUCAGACUAACAAGGGUGGCGAGUCAGUCAGAUUGGUCAAGCUACUAAAUGCACGUAUCUGCGGCAUCAAAAGUAAGAAACCAACAAUACUUUUUUUUUGGUGAUAUGAAUUAGUUUUUCUGUGUUCACGCUGCUUCCCCUCUUUAUUCAGAGUAUAAAUAAAAACAAAUACACUAUACUCUGUGUGUGAGAAGGUGUUUAUAACUUAUAUUAUUGUUGUGAGUUAACACCUGAACUAAACCGGGCUCUCUCCUAUCACACAAACCCACACAAACAUGCGGGAUAGCCUGCAGUGAAACACAACAAACGAUGAAAUGUGUAAAAUGCUGUACAUUGCAUUAACAUGUCCUAACAUAGCAAAGCUACGAGUCCUCAUACACAUGUACACACACGCUCAUUUGCCAUCUUUGAUGAUACAAUGAAAGCGAUCACAUUUGGAAACUGUGCAGUCAUCUGUUUCAGUUUAACAAAAAAGAAAACAGACACAUGGAAAAGCAAUGAUCCCCUCGGAGGAUGUUGAACUUGUGUUUCCAUGUGUCUCUACACACAGUUUAACAGAAGUUUCAUCCUUUAUAAAGUCAUUUAUCUUGUUUCUGUGGAUCUCUGGGAGGUGAAAAAAUCAACUUCAGUCGUGUGUGCCGCUACAUAGUUUGCAUGCUGACUGCUGGGACCUGUAAAUCUAAGGGCUUUCCCCUUUUGUACUCUGUCCUCAUUCUCUACUCCGCCACUCAUUCCACCCAGGGCUGUAAAAUCAUGUUUGCAGGCAGUGUGACUGCCCUUUCAUCCUGUGAAAGGGUGUAUGUGUGUGUGUGUCUGUGUGUGUGUGUGUGUCCACUUGCACAGAGCAGCCAUAAAUAACACCCCCACCCCACAGACGGCCCCUCAGAAAAAAAAAAAAGGAAAGGCAGAUGUAGAAAAUACUGAAGCAACCAGAGAAGAACAACAGCACCAAAGGCCUGGGUAAUGACGAGGCUGAACAGUCGCUUAUUCUAGCCACCAUUCUGGAGAAAGCAGAGACUAUUAGCUGUUUAGCCUUUAGCAGUGCGAGCUUGCUUCUUUUUAUGUCAGCAGGAGAGUGCGUGUUGUGCUUGUGCAUAGCAGCACACAGCUGAGCUGCUUGGCUGGGAGAGUGGGUGAGGUGUAGGGAUUUACUGUCCUGUGUGCUGGCAGUUGUGGGUGGUUAAGAGAGGGGGGUGGUGAAGGACAAGCAGCCAUUAUUCCUCAGGCUUCUCUCGAGCUGCUCUUAGUGAUGUAUGAAUUAUUUUGAGAAAGUAGACCGUAGGUAGAUCAGGAGAAAAAAAAAAGAAGCACAUAAAUGUAAAACAAAUUGCAGUGAAUGUUGUAAAUUCUUGACUGUAGCCGAUUCAGCGUGAUUGCAGUUAUUCUCCUGUUGGGGCGCUGUUGUACAAAGACCCAUUUGGGACUGAUUCCCUGCUGACAGACAGUGUAGAGAGACCACCCCAGGCAGAACAGGAUUUCCAUCUGCUUGAGUUGGACCAAUUCUUUCCCUCAUUAGAAAUUGACUGGUGUAUUGAUUCCCACCCCCCCAUAAUCUCUCACUCCUCCCAACACCCCGGUCCCCUGUACUACUGAUAAUUGGCCAGCCAUUAUGAUCUGUGCUGUGUCUCUGCACCUCGACCCCCCCAGUGCUCACUCAGCAAAGGGUGGAUAUGUAUGCCUGACCUUCUUGCCGCAGAGAACACAGAGGGUGAGGGGGUGGUGGUGGUGGGGGGGUUGGAGAAAGAUAGGAGUGAACAGAGUGAAAAUGGGAAUGCUUUUGCUGGAAGAGGCAGAAAGAUAAUUAAAAAGGAUGAGCAGACAGCUACAGCCAAACUAAGCAGGUUUGUGGAUGCUGCAGAUGGUUUGCCCCACACAUACAAAUGUCGCUCCACUGUGCAAUGUUUUCAAAAUGCCUUUAAAAUAAAACCAAACAACUCCUCUAUAUUUUAAAAAUACUUUUAUUUACAAGUGUACCAGCAGAUACUCAGCCUUGAAACUGCUCACAGCACAAGCAAAGGCACAUCAUCACACCCCAUACAGCGCUCGAAUCGCACCAUCAACUUACUCCUGUGGUGACAAAAUUGAUUGGAUCAAUCCACACUCUUAAUAGGGUCUAAUUUAUUUCUCUUUUACAAACACAGUGUCACCAUCCUGCAGAGCUACACAGCGUAGUAAAUACAAGCCAGAGAGGCGUGUAUACACCAAAACCUUUGACUUUUACAGGCGUAUUGAUUCAUAUGAAAUAACAAUGAGGGCAAGAAGGCGAGGUGGGCUCAGUCUGACCCAGUGUUUGUGUAACUUGUCCAUGUAUUAUCCAAUCAAUGGACCCUUUGGAUGAUGCAUUAUUGACACCAUAAUACACUCUGGGUGUUGCAUUAUCGGCAGAGAAUGGUAUAGUAACUCUGAAUAGUAAUGCUGUUUGUGGUAACCACUUUAUCAUAGCUGAGAAUAUUUGUUUUCAGUAUGAAGUGUGUAGAAAGGCAGAUUUGUCAAAGGCUGGCACAUAGCAGGUCCCCUCUAUCAAACGGUUUGUAUAGCAGUGGUCCCCAGAUGGUCUUGAGUCAGGUUCACAUUUCACCCAUCAUUAAGUAGCCAGCCACUGAUAGGCUCUAUUAACACCAAUUCUGCUUUACUUUCAAAAUGAAAACAUAAAAAAGAAAUGAGCGCAGAGUCCUUUGCACUGACGCUGUGUUGAUGUGUCGAUGAGGACACGUGCAGCUGUGAAUAGUGAAAAGAAUGAUGGCUCACUUCCAUGUAGCUUUAUCACCUUUGGGGUCAUCAUGUUCUGUAUGCCGGCUCACUGUCACACCCUGUCACGGCUUACUGGGACGCAAGAGCAAAGCAGUUUAUAUUAUUAGCAACACCUGUACUUUCCCUGUGAUGACAGGUCGUAAUAUCUGCUGUGGGAAAGUGAUACUGAGGCUUUAACCAGGGAUUGAGAGCACAGUCGCAGCACCACAGUUAUACAAGUUAAACCUGCUUUUGAAAACAUGAUAACUAGGGAGAAAUGAUUGUUGGACUCUGAAAAAAUACCAGAUAAACACAUGCCUUUCUUGUGUGCAGUCAUCCUCAUGAAUUUGCAUGGUUUGAUGUCUAAAAAGCAAAUUUUUUUAAAUCAUUAUUCCAAUGUUAGGCUGGUUCCCUCCACUAGGUUUAAGAAUUUACUGAGAGUAAAUCAGCUUUGUCUGCUCAUGUAGUAACAUUACUAGCAAGUGGUGCAUAUUUAUAAGAGUCUCAGCUACAUUUAGUGUAUGUAUUUAACAGUGUCAUCUGCAUACAGUGUAUGUUUUUAACUGUGCUGUCUAUGUACAGAGCUUGAAUUAGAGAUGUUCAGAGUGUCUUUGUUUAUACACAGAGAAAUGCUCAUUCAAUGGUCAGAACUUAGCACAAUAGCUAGUAGCAGGUGGCAGGGCUGCAGCUUAAACACAACAUUAAACUAACAUGUUGUGUUGAUGAUAAUAAAAGUAUUUGUAAUUUCCCUUCUGGUGUUGAUUGGCAAGGGUUAUAACAUUUAGUUACAGAGUUAACAGUAUCUGCACACAAUAUAUAUUUAUAACUGCAGAGUCUAUGCACAGAGCCUGUAUGUAAGUACAAGACCAGCACACAUUGUGUGUAUGAGAGUUGAUGUGAGCACAAUAGUAUCAUCUGCAUGGAGUGUGUGCUUAUAAAAGAUCUGUCUGCAUUCGUACCAAUCAGGCCAAUCACCGCUAAAAAUUUGAUUUACAUUGUUCCAUUUGCAACAGUAUGUGACAGUAACUGUAAUUUUCAAAUAAUCAACUAAUGCAGCAGUUUCGUGUAUAUACAGUAUAUAUUGUACGUACAGUACAUGUACAUACUGGGUUGAGGCAGUAGUCCAGUUAAAUCCCACAUUGUAGCUGUAACUCUGACUGUCCUUGCGAACGUUGCUGAGUGUUUGCUCUGUUUCUGCUGUUUUUGCUAUCUCUGGCUAUGCAUUUAUUACCACGGGCAUGGAAAAGCACCUUCAUCUUCUCAUCAUGCUGCUUCUUAAAACAGGUAUUUAGCUGUCAUCGUAGCUUCAGCCUCAAGUGAGUGAAUAAUGGAUACAUCUGAGAUUUAAUGUACUAUAUAUGGACUCCAUUUCUGUACAUUAAAGCAAAAAAAGCUCAUGUUGGAUAACUGAAACUAUCAGCCCACCACAUCACAUGGAUAUAACUGUAGGCACUUAUCAGUAAGAAGAAGAGGAGCUGGUUUCUUUGGAGUUCCAUUUGAGCGAGCUCUCCCUUUGACCUCCAGAGUGGAGCUCCUGUGCUUGUUAGGCCGUCUGGAAGCUCGGACUGAUGCCUGCGUUUCCUUGUGUGGUAAUGUGAUAUUUAUAUGCUGAAAGCCUUCCUGCCAGCAUGCCACACACACACACCCAGACUCGUACACACACACACACACACACACUCACACACACACACACACACACACACACACACACACACACACACACACACACACACACACACACACACACACACACACACACACACUCUCUCUCUCAAAGGAUAUAUUGGACACAUUCCAAAGGAAGGUAAGUCAGGCAAAGCUAUUUUUUUCUUCCUCCUUUUUCUCUGUAGCAUUGCGUGAAUCCUCAGCAGUGGCUGCUCCCCUCUCUUCCUGCUCCCCUCCCCCUCCAUCAUUUCAUCUCCACAAUUUUCCCCACUUUCUCCCUGACAGUAUGUUUUACAGGUCAGGGCUGUGAAGCCGUAUGUGGUUGAAAAGAAUUCAGAUCAUGCUCGGUGAACAGACGUGCACACUUUCACGCCACUAUGCAUCCUUCUUUCAUACCCUCUCACUUUAUCUCCCUCUCUCUCUCUCUCUCUCUGCAAAACCUCAGUCACACACUAACAAACUCACAUUCCUCCCUCCCAUCCUCCCUUUUCCUUGCUGGGCAGUUUGCCAUGGCAGAGAGGUCAGACAUCAUGUGAUUCUGCAGUGGUGUGUAGAAUGCAUUCAGCUCAGGGUCCCCAGGCACUGGAUGACAACCAACCAAACCUCAGUCACAGGUUUUCAACUGCAUGAAAAAUACAUAAAACCAUCUGCCGGACUUGAAAUGGCCUGCCUCGCUGUUUAAAAUUUCACUGCUGUGCUCAGACCACUUCAUUGAAUGUCGCACAGUUUUCGCUGUCAAGCCCCCUUUAUUAUCUCUACUCACUCCUCUUCCAUUUUGUUCUGCUCAUCUAAUAGAGCUGGUGCCUUUCACUGUAUGCUGAUCACAGAAACUUGGAACAAUGAUAAAAGCAAUGUGAGUCAUUUCAAAGGGCUCUCUUUGAUGGUUUGAAAGGCAGCGGUGUUGAUGAAAAUAAGUCAGAAUCAAAGAGAGGUAAAUGGAGAGCAAGCUGUAUGAAGUGUUAGACUGAAUGCCUAACAGGUUCUUCUCUGUGAUGCUGCAUUGCUCUUUUGAAUCAGACCUCAUCAGCUCAUGAUUUAUUUCUAAGCUUUCCUGAACUGGAAAUAAUGUUGUUAAAGUCAAAGUCAUUAUGUAGUCAUUACCCUGGUUACAGUCAUUCAGAGUAUAAACAUGAAUGGCUCCAAGCUACUCAUAAUGUAACUGCUUUGUCUCAUAUUAUUGACUGUGUCAGAGUAAGGUGGAGAAAGUUAACCCCUUCCUGCUCAGUUAUCGGUGAAUUAAAGAUAAAACACUCUUGUUAAACCUCAUGGCAAGAACAGUUUUCUCUAUUCCUCCUUUUUAAUGCAGAGAAGAUUAAGAGGAGUGAUCCUGUAAUAUUAUUAAUUUGUGAUUUAUUUUGCAAUAUUAAUUUUACCACGAGGAUGGAUGAACAUCAAAUGACAAAUCAUGAUUUAUUAAAGCUGCACUCAGCAUUAAACCAGCACCAGACCUCAACCUGAUCCGUGUUCAGCCUGUCUCUGCUCCAUUGCUCCAGUUUUUUCCUGGCUCCAUCAACACCCACCGGCUUUUUAAGAGCGCAGCACAGAGCAGCAACAGCAAGAGUCACGACUAGUUCGGUGUUGAUAAAAUUUUAAUGACAUCGAGGCAAUUAUGGAUUCAAAUCUUUAUCAGUUCCCUUAUCAAGUCCUGUGGAUUUUCUGUGUGGGGAAAAAAAAACGUCUUCACAGGUUUUCUGUGUCUACAACUCAGUUUGAUGGCAACUUUAAUUACCCUCACAGCUACAGCUCUGCCUAUGAGUGUCACGAUUUGAUGUUAAAGGCAAAUACUUGUUCCUAUGGUUUUCAUAACCCCUGUCAUUAGACGUAGACCAAGUGAUUGGUUGGGUGGUUAAUUGGUUUGAUGGCCAGCUGUCCGAGUCUUUUUGUUCUAGUCAUACAAAGUCCGUACAGGACCUCAGGCCAAGAUGUCAAAUUGUGGGUCGCCAUUGUUUACAGUCAAACAGCAACCUCAGUAACUGGGAUACAGUUGGUGUUGACAGGCGGUAUCUGAGAGGGGAUUAUUUGCUGGUCUGUUAUAAAGACAUCCAUUAAUAGAGAUUUAUUAAAGCUGAAUGAUGGUUAGAUCACUGAUGAGAACAAGGGUUGCAUUUUGAUGAAACCUGUUUCUUCCUUGUUGCUCCAAACAGACUGUUUAUCUGCAUACAACUACUAAUACUGUAGGGGAGUUUCCCAUGUAUACAGACUCUGUAUUUGAGAAGCAAGGGUGGUAGAAAAGGAAGGAGGGGUUGUUUACCGUAUAUAUAGUAUUAAUGAUAAUAGUUGUAUUGUCACAAGCUAUUGUAUAGCCUCACAUGAACUACAUAGUUCUUUAAUACUGUUAGAUUCCCUGUUUGGUGCAUAUGCAUGUCAUGAAAAAAACAGCCUAAUGUAUGUUUUCCUCCGAAUCGUGCAAAGUCUCAUGAAUAGAAUCAAAGGGAUUAAAUUAAGUCGAUGGAUCGGAAACUAUAGAGCCCACACUUAAAAGCCUGUGAUUUUGUGGUUAAAGUAUGUUUAGCUGUUUCUGUUUUUGAAGAGGUAUGUUUGUAAUUCUGUCAGUAAAGCGCUACAGUCCCAGCACAUGUAACUAGGACACUUUUUUGUUUUCAGUUUAUUUGAAGAGUCUUCUGGCUCUCUGUUGGUGAUCUUUUCAAAUAAAAAUGGCUCUGGCUGUGUUGAAGAGUGUUAGCAACAAAGAGGAAAAAUGAGACCUCUGUAGAUUUUUAUGUCAUGAUCUAUUAAGCUUCUUGCCACAGGCAAACUUGAGCCCCCCACAAAACGCUUUAAUGAAGCAUAGAAUCAAUAUGUUUGACAUUUGUCUCCCAUCACAACAUCUGGUGUUUGUUUUUGAUGCCCCAAAAUGGCUCCUCAUGAGGCCAGCAUGUGUGCCAGUUCUCUGUUUUGGAAUGAGGAAAUGAAUGAAGGUUGUUUGUCAUAGUCAGUAAGCACUUUACAGCGAGUCAGUGGGCGGCCGUGUUUUCCUGCUGCGGUGUUAUCAGGAAAUGGAAGAGCUCUCAAUUUAAUCAUUAUUUUUUACGCUUGUUUCCAUCCGAAUGUGAGCGCAGGCAUUACUACACUCAUUACAUUUGGCUGAUUUCUGAAUGUUUUUGCCAAACAUUCCCCAGGCAUGUCCAUGCAAUUUCUUUUUUUUUUACACAUGCCUGCGUGUGUUCAUCAGAGGAAAGAUCUUUAUCCAGUCCAGCCCGCACCCAGCAGCUGUUUAACCACAAGUAUCUUUCCUGGAGAGGGAGAACCGUAGAGACAGAGAGAGAGACUCUCUGCCACUGCAGGGUCAAAGAUUACAAACUCAAUUGUGCUCGGCUGGGUGACAUGUCUGCUCAGCAACUUCCUGCUGGCAACAUCAGAGGGGAGGAAAGUAUGGAGGAAGAGGGGGGAGGCGAGGGGAGCCGUCCACACUUCCAGCACCAUUAAUCUUUCUCUCUUUGUGUGAAGCAAACUAAAAAUAAUGUUUGCUUCCAAUAUCCUAUUAGCCCAGCAAGGCCGGCUUGUUAUCACUGGAAAGAGAUAGGGACAUUAAAGAAUAAUUUAAAGUAAAUUAAAUGAUACAAUUGGUGAAUAAACUUCUUUAAUCUUGAGUCUAUAAGUUGAGUGCACACUCCCCUCUCUUAGUAAAAUCACUUAGGUGCUGGAAUCAGCUUAAUUGGCCUGGAUAUUGAUUAGUAAUACAUUUUUCCAUUGGCUCACACUCUACUCUUCAUGUUGGCCCUUAAUAUGAAACAUUCAUAGAUCGUCCCCGCCAUACAAAUCCUUUCAAACUUUGCCACACAUCUGUUUUAGCAUUUCUUUCAAGGUUGGACUUGGUUCAUAUUUGAGGAAACUGACUAAUGUCCUCAAAGUAUUUCUUAGUUUAACAAUUACAUCAAUCUUACAGUAUAUAUAGCAUUAGAAAGACCAUAGAGCACCUUAUACCUUGUCUUAUUUUUGCUUAAAGGAACUUUUAUGUUGGUGAAAACAAUAGCAAAAAGCAGAUAAAAGAGAAAUUAACUUGAUUAGUGUGAAGUUUAUCCAUUUAGUGUUUUUGAAGAGGUUGACAGCACAUGUUGUCUUGCACAGAAUUGAGCAAGAUGUUGUCCCAAGAGGUGGGCAAAACAUUGAUACCGUAUUAGAUUGUGCAGUCAUUCACACUGUAUACCGGGGCCAAAUGUUAAUAUUGUUAUUAAAAAAAAGCAUGACACUCUAAACAGAUUUCUUUGCUAAUUUAACCGACUGCAUCACUAUUUCUUGACUCCUGUGGUGACACCAAAAACAUUAAUAAGGGGACAUGAUCGGUAGAUAAUUGGCAGAAGUGAUAGUCGACAGAUGCAUGAUAGAAGAAGAAGGUGGCGGGGUAGUGUCAGGCUGUAGUGAAGGGGUGUUAAAAGAUAUGCUAGUCAUUUUUAAAACCAAACCAAACCGAAGUGAUGCUAGGGGCAAAGAUGCAAAAGGAAAGGUGGAGGAUACACUCAAUAAUCAUACAUAGGUUGAUAAUACAUGUCAAACAUUAGGAUGUGUAUCUCGUUGUAAACUAGUGUUGUAUCAUUUCGUAACCUAUCAUGUCAUUUUCUAUUGUAUUAUAUUAUAUUGUACAAGAAUGAAGUGAAACAACAGAUUAAUCCAGCACUUUGUCUUUUAGGGCCAUUUUAUAUCCUGCAGUAAAUCAGAUAUAGUGAUGCAUUUUUAAACAUUUGCCUUCCAGUAUUGUAGAAUUGCAAUGGUGUGAUAAAUUUGCUCAUGUGGGCUAUGCAUUGUAUAUUUGUCUAUCUGUAUCAUAUCACUCUGUGAGUGCCCUGUUGUUGUAACUGGUGUCAAAUUUCUGUUUUAUUUAUAUCCAGUCUUGUAACAGUCUUAUUAGAAUAAAUCAGAUGGAUCAAAAUGACAAAGGAAGGCAGAAGUUUUCCUCUCUAAAGAAUUUAAUGUACACAGUGAUGUGAGACCAGAAUUGUUUUAAUAGCCAUUAAGAGUUUCACGAUCUUUGUCCAUUAGAGAGACUGUCGAGUUGGUACUUAUCAGUCAGUUACACUCAAUAUUAACUGGAUGUCGCUGAAUGUUGUACAAGCUUUAAUUGCCUCUCUCAGCAAAUAUCUUCAUUCCUGGCAGGGAUUUGUGUCUUAGUAAGAGCUGCUGUCAAAAUAAAUUGCUGGAGGAGUGUGAUCAUUAGUUUCAGUGAGGGUCUGAAGAUUGUUUGCUAAGGACAGCAAGGAAUUAUAUUUGCCAUCACGCAUAUGAAACUCUUCUCUGGGCUGUGACGUCUUGUUUGUCUUGGUGCUAAAAUCUCUGGGGCAAGUUUUGAAGAUUCAGCGGAUGGAGGCUAAGUAAAAGUGGAGAUUUUAAAAGCAAUCUUAUCUAAACAUCGAUAAUUUAAGAGUAUUUUGCUGUUUUAGAGAAUAUAAUCCAACUAAAUGGAUGGACUUAAAUGGUAGAAAAACCACAGCAGAAAUAAAAUCACUGUCACAGAUUCACGUCUGAUUCCCCUUUAAAGAGAUUUAAAUAGUUUUUAGGAUACACAGAACCAUUUCUAGACAGCUUGUAUACAACAGAAAAAGUUUAUUGAACAGCCUUGCAGUGAAGUACAUUUAUAAGCAAAUACAGUAGUUUCCUUUCCCAGCAACAGCUCUUAAUAUUGUUCACCUUUAUCCACCUCUUGAGGCUUAUUGCAGUGUGUUACUGUCUGAAAGGACCUCUCCUCAUUCUGCACGCUUCUAUUAAUGUAAUCUAAAUUCUCCAGAGAACAAAUCUGUGAUUUUAAGUGUGGUGACCUAACUGAGAGAUACGCUGUCCAAAUCCAAAACCACUUAUAUGAAUUCAAGACGAUGUUCUGCUAAGUUAUUGAAGCUUUAUUGAAGUAGAUAUUGAGAAUCAAAAAUGAACGAAGACUGUAGUCUUACUCCACUGCCAGCUUCUUCUCCUGCUUGUGUCUCUUCUGCACUCAGUGAAAGAUCUUGAAGCACAUAUUGCGCACACUCUCUUGUCAUAGUCCACUGAGCAAAUAUGCCAUUAAAUGCUUUUGCAGGCUCCUUCUGUGAAGUCUAGUAUUGAUUUACAUGCUGCAUCAUUUUCUUCUCUCUUGGAUUUCUGGUGUUUAAAGUGUGGCAAAAUCACAUCAUGACUAUUGCUUGCCCCUAACAUACCUUCACACUUGGUGUUUUAAAACAUAAGCAUAUUAUUGCAAAUGAACUUUGUGCUACGGAAAGCUUUUUAUGAGUUUAAAACUGAACAUUUUCCUGUAACCAUGUCAUUAGAAUUGCAAAAAAAGAACAAACAAACAGAAAAAACACAACAGAGCCAUCAAUUUCCUCUGUGCUGGAGUUUUAGUAGACUAUCUGUGAGGCCAUGAAGUGUUUCCCUAGAAACCAGGCAAUGCAAAAUGUUAAAAAUUUAUGCCCAUAUCAAUCCUUCUGUCAUCUCUGAAAGAUUUUUCCUGAAACUUCACAUCUGAAAAGUACCCUUCCUUGUAAGAUAUGGUAUGUAUUGCCAAAAAUCAAUGAUGUCAGUAUUUCUAAAGGGGCUCUAUGUAAUAAAACCGCAACACAAUCACCAUCCAAAUAAAGAGCAGAACUUGGAGCACAAAAUGUGUAUGUGGCUGUGCAAAGAACGAAUGCCUGUUGAUAUUUUAUGUAUUUAGGGAAAUUGGUAAAGAGAUGAUGUGAAAACAGCUGCAGCUUGUUAUUGCGCUCCAGUAAAAAUAAAUGGGUUGUGUGUGAAACUGAAGGAAUAGAAAGCAUUUUUGUUGUGAUGUGAUCCAGGAGCAAACUUACUCCAUACCCCUUUUAAUAGGGAAUCACAUUUAAAGCCAGAUAUCAGAACAAAACUUGUUCUCUACUGUUGCAUCCACUGCGAUAUUUCUGUGUAACAUAAUAAAAACAUGACUUGACCUUUGAGUUGUAGAGCAGGGAUGUCCUGAAACGACUAAGUUCCUCGCCAUUGAAACAAAAAAUUUAGGACAACAUAUUAAACACUGGCUAAACACAGAAUCACAGAAUUGCUUUAAAAAGUGUGGCUACCAUUAGCAGAGCGAGCACCACCAUCCUUCAGCCUCCUGUUACAGGUCAGCUUCCCCAUGUCUUCUAUGUUUGUGCAUUGCUGUGGUCAGAUAAUGGUCUACACACAACCUUUUCUCCAUUUUCCAGAUUAUAUACUGCCAAACUGUGCUGUGCUACUAAAUGUCAUCUAACACCUGUGCUUACAGAUGGAGCAUUUUAGCAUUAUUUCAUUAUCUGUUUACCAAAGCUAAAGCCUGUGCUGCAGCUUAGACACAAUAUAAAACCAGCAUUUCAGACCAGCAAUAAUAAAAACAAAAAUAUUUUGUUUAACCAAUUGGUUAUUCUGCUGCUUACUAAUAAGGAUGACAAGUCAAGGUUUAAUUGUUAAGUUAACUAAACUCUGCCUGAUAUUAGGGCAACACUGAAGUACAAGAACAAAGCUCUGUUUACAUUUCUAUUGUAUCGAUCAGAUGUUAAGGGUGAUUUCUAUAUUUUUUAAACACAUUAGUGUCCAUUUAUGAAUGUUUUAUCAAGUACCCAUAAGGUGGAUAUCUUUUUGCAAUGGCCUUUUCCUUUAGGCAGGUAGAAACAUUGCAAAGAAAACACGGUUAUCAACAGACCCCUGGAGUCAACACGAGUAUAAUUAGCUGUGUUGUCAUAGCUGUAAAAUUUGCCAGGAGCAGUUGUCAUUUCAGCUGUCAAAUUGACACUUGCUCCUUGGAAACAAAGCAGCUUUUUCUGCCCUUCUCUGAAACGAGGAGUCCAUUAUUUCCCAGCAUCAAUGAUAAAUCGACCUGCUGAAUCUGCUUAAUUUGACUAAAAAGUGCAUAUGUGCAAAAUGAGAACAAAAGCUUGGCAACUGUAAUAGCAAUCAUUAAUUUUAUUUUACACAGUUCAGCCUCUCUGACCACUCAGGACUGUAUUAAAGUGAGUAGAUCAAGUUUUAAUGUCAUUUCCAAGAUGUGUCCAAUCCAAAAACACACUUAGUUUAAAUGCAAAAACAAGGACUUUUUAAAGAGAUUUGAUCUAACACUUUUUGUUCAGUGUUUCCCUGUUUUCUCCUUGGAACAUAUAUAGGAUCACCUUAUCUGUUGUACGCCCUGCUGCCAGCCCAUGGGCUUACAGAAAUCUAAAACUCCUCUUUGAUAAGAAUCGUGGACAGCCUUCCCUCUGUGCUCCUUUUUUUCUAACUGUGCACAUAGGCAGCCUCAAGAGGAGGAGGCAGGGGGCAGCUUCUUAUUUCCCACAGAGGCUGAGUGAACACAGAUGGGAGGGCUGUACCCCAGUGUCGGAUUAUCAAAGCAAAUAUUCACCUUAAGAGACAGACAUGUUCAUAAACUCCCCGGUCCCUCUCAAUUUCCACAUUAUGAAAUCAAAUGCCCAGGGCGAAGCGGUUUGUUACCCUACUGAAAAUACGAGCCCUUUCUGCUGACAGCACCUGCGUGAAGGAGAGCUGGAUUUGUGGCACCGAUAAAAGGAGAUUGUGGUGGAAAAUAAGAAGUUUUAAUGCCUCAGAUUCCCAGUAAGCUCACUUUGAAGUGGAUGUCUGAGGCAGACAUGGUAAUUGUCUCCAGGGGUCCUUUCUGUGUAUUUGAGUAUGUAUGUUGUAAAGGAAACCACUAAGGACAAGAGCUUAGGUGUAGGUAUUCAAGUACACACACUGAAGUGGUCUGAUACAUCAACUCAUAUAGAGCGUCUUGGCUACUUCUAUUGAAUUUAAUGCAUUGAAUAUUUCCACUGCCUCAGCGUCGUAGAAAUUCUCCGUUCUUUUGAGAUGCUUUUUUUCUGCUGCACACUGGAAAGAGGUUUUUUUCUUUUUCUUGUAAGAAUCCUGCACUUGUCAAACAGAAGCUUUACUGUGAGUACAAGAGAAAACCAUUUUCCUUGGAAAGUUCCAGCAGUUAGCGUGUUGAGUCUAAAGAGCCUCGACUGUUGAGAGGCAGUCUUGUUUUCUUCUCGCCCAAGGGUCACUGCAGGAGGUGAAGUCAUAAACAUGGCUGGGAAAGUGGAACUGGGCUAAGUGAGGGAGUCUGUGUGAAUCUCACUGCAAAAACACAUGACUUCAGUACACCUGUCAGCACUACGGCUAGCUGAGAGGCUAAUGUAUGACUUGCUUUAUGCCUAUAUGAUCUUUUGAAUUGCUGAACUGUAUCUUUAUGAGGCAGGGAAGCAGAAAAUAGAUUUAAUACCUUUCGCUUCUCGGUUUUCCAGGGGAUUUUUAGAGGGGGGUGUUGGGCUGGUGACAGCUUGAAGUCAUUUACAUCAAGAGAAUAAUAAAGCCACAAUUGCUGACAUGCAGAGCUAGAUCUUGAGUGAAUUACACCUCUUUACAAAACCACAAAGGUAUCUUGUUCUUGUUGAGCACUUCACAUUGUACAAGAAAGAAAAUGAUCAAAUAGAUUUUUUCUUAUCAGAUUCAAGUAACUCAAUAUAAAUGUAGUACAGUACAGUUGUAGAGUUUCCACAUCCGGUUAUAUAAUACUGUCAAGAAUAAUCUCACAUUCAAGUCUUCAUAAUCCCAUAUAGAAACAUAAAAAGAAAAAAAUCCCACUAAAUAGAUAAAUAACAGGGAGGAAGGUGUGGUGGUGCAUCACAGAUUUACACCCUGCAGUUCAAGAAACCUCUGCAGGGUACCUCUUGUAUUAAAAGUCAUUUUUUCUAAUUGCACACAGUAACUGAGUUCAUUCACUCGUUUUAAGUGGCCAGAGGGUGUUCAGAGCUCCACUGAGACAGAAUUCUGGCCGCCGUCAAGGCCAAGCUAAAAAUAUUAGCUGAAUACACUGAGUCAAACCAAAGCAACCACGUCCAAGCUGUUAAUGUAUAAAAGUGCUAAUCUGAAUUUUACAUCUGGAAAAUGCAUCAAUUGUGAAACAGCUGAUUUUUCCAAGGUGUCGUAGAACCUUUGGAUAAUUGUAAAAGUUAGAAUUCUUACAUCUUGAGCAACUUAUAUUUAAACAGUUCAGACCAUGGGGUGUCAUCUGUUUGCAUCUCAAGUAGGGAUGGGGAUCAAUACCUGGGGCCCUUAAAAACCUGUUUCUGCACUUUUCAGAACCUGAAUAUCAAUAACAUUUGAGCUUAUUGAGUCUGCUAUCCAGUCUUAAGUCUUUGAGUCAAGUCACGUCAAUUAAAUCAACGGUGCAUGCACAUUAAAAGACUGUCAAAGAAAGUUUGUGAAAAAACUAACUACAAACACGUAUUGAACCACACAUGGAUGAAUUCUGGUGGUCAGCUGAACCAGUGAAGAGGUCCAAAGUGUGUCUACAUUUUACCAAAGUUAAAGAUAGGAAUGAAGAAAAAUGCAGUAUAUGUUACAAAAUAAUUUCUUGCGAGGAAGAAUGUAGCCUCCAUAGUCAAAGAACAUCAGCAUUGUGCAUCAAAUUAAGCCAAAAUGCAAAACUUUUGACUGUCUGUUGCUGCUGCAGGGCUGCUAUCCUCCUGUUCCACCCAAAGCAGCCAGUGAAAGCACACCCAGACUUUAUAGUAUGUCCUGUUAGUGAAAAAUCAUUAUUCAAUGUAGAAAGCCAUGAGGAAAUCAACAGAAUGAAAGCUGAUUAGUUAACUAACCAAGGUGAUAUUACACUGUGAGGUCAGGUCAGUGAAAUGAGAAUUAAGUAAAUAAUACAUCAUCAUGGUGUGUUCAGAUAUCAUGUCCAUAAAUCAGCAGCAUUAUAGACAAGGACUUGAAUCACUGAGGAUUCUCAAUAAUGGUAUCAGUAUCAAUAAAAAUUAUAGAUCCCCGUUUCUUAACCCAAGGUAAGACUAGGUGAUCUGGCCAGUAAAAAGAUGAAUCUCUGAUUGUUUUCAUACUAAACCUGAUUUACAUUUUUAACCCUUUUCACUUCCUUCUUAAAAGACUUGAAAAACUACAGAAGGCAAAGAAAAGACUUAAACCUCUGGACGAUUAGCUCACCUUUGAGGUUAUCAGAGAGGUAAGCUGUUUGGAGGCAGACACUUCACAGAGCCUGAGUGUUAUUGAGAGAACGCAGCGUCAAACUCGUGUAAGGCUGCAUGGUUCACCUGGACCAUGUGUCUGUUGUAGUGGAAUGAAAGGACUCGGUGAAGAUGGCCAACUUCAGAGUAAUACUUCAGGCCAAGUAGCACAUACCUGGAGUCAAUAGUUUCAAGAAUGUGGGUAAAUCCAGGCUUUCCCUCUGAAUAUAUGGACACCUUACCUGUAACAUCAUGUAGGGUGACUGCAUCAGUAAUAACGUCCAGUGUUGGCGUCCCUGUCUUGCCACAUGCAGUGAACUAAGAACAGGAUCUGCUAUUGUUGGUAGCUUUUCAAAAAGUGCAUCUUGUAGUGAGCCACAUUUCCUCCACUUUCACUCCACAAAAAUUGGUUAUGCUGCUACCUUUAGCUGCAAACUUUGCAGUGGACUGUGUGCCUUUUAUUGGGAACAAACUCUGCAUUAUCCAAGUUUAAGUAGGGAGGGUGGGAACACUGAGAACCAAGGGGAAGUAGAAGAAAGUAAAAGAAAUAAAUGUUUUCAAUAUUCAAAGUUGUGUGAAACCUACAGGUUAAUUAAAAAAAAAUCAAUUUCUUGCUCAGCCCUGUCCCAAAAUCUGUCUCCCAUUGUCCUUGGACCAAUAAAGUAUCAGUUUUACAAAGCAGGAUUUUAUUUGGCAUGAGUGAUUUCGGUACAGGUGUGUAAAAACGAAACAUUUUUGGUCAGCACAUACUGUUCAAAAUCUCAAAGUCUGUCAGUGUAGUUUGGAUUUUGACUUGCUCUGCUGGAAGAUUCAACUUGAGCAUAAAAAUUGGAUCACACUGAGGCAAAAGUCUAUCUGCAAUGAGAUUUUCCUAACAGCCUGUGAAAGCAGCAGCAGUUUAACAAGCUCAGUCUGUCCUCAACUUAAAAAUUUAGAUCCAUUUCACAAGUCUGCUCAUAGCAUUGACCACAAAGAGCAUCUGCAGCUGAAAUAGACUGCCUGUAGUUGGCUUUUCCAUCUGAAAAAUCCACUUUAUGGCCAAUCCUGACCCACCUAACAGGUCAUCAAAUUGGGCACUGGUCAGCCUCGAGGUGCUGGAGAUGACAGUGAAGCUAAUCCAGUUUCAGUCCCUGGAGAAGGUGGUGAAAUCAACCGAGCUGUGUGCACCUGGGGGUGGGGUUAUGAACCCAGACAAAACUGAGUUUGGCUUUCUGACAUAUCUGGAAGGGUGAAUAUUCCCAGGUCUUGUUUAAGCAACACAAACAAAAACACAAAUAGUCCUGCAGCCAAACUCACUUUAGUAACACUGAGCAGAAAUUUAGUUUUUGGUCUGAACAGGAUUAGGAUUUGCCAGCUUUGGAAUAAAGUGUGAUUGUUGCUCUACAGUGAGGGUUUGAUUAAAAGUACAAAGUAACACAUCUCCUGGGUUUUUGUAUUUUUACCAGUUUUGAAUGAGUCAUUUGACCUUUCGGUUCCUCCGAAACAGGGAGCAUUUUUAGGGUGACUGAAAUGCUUUUUUCCUCUUCGCUGUCGAGCAGACUGACACAGUGGCAGUAAUUGGAAAAUCGUGGCCCCGGAGCUGAGCGUCUAAUAAUGAGACAUGUGUCUGGUUGUGUUCAGCACAUUAAUAAUGUAAAAAUCAGGAGCCAGUGUUGGACACUCCUCGAUAAUUAAUGUUCACUCUCCAACUUGACACCAGUUGAUUCUGAAGGUGAAGGAGUGUGUUAAAUUUUUAAUCAUCUCCGUGCAGCACGGUGUGCCAGAGCUCUCAUGAAAGGGACAAAGUGGACUGAAUAGGAAGCUGUUUGGAUGUUCACUGUUUGAAGUGCUUUGGAUUAAAGACACGUGGAACCAGUGUGAUGAAGCUUUGUCCAAACUGGGUACAUAUGUUUGCACCUGUCAAUUUUAGGUUAAGUGAUGAUACCUGGAGAUGAAACUUAAGUUUGGUUAACAUGAAAAAAAAAGGAUUGCUUUUUAAAGAGCGUAAAUAAAAGGAACUUGUUGUAUCAUAACUAGUUAUAACCUCACAGAUUUAAAUACGUCAUCAUUAAGGCUAGAAAAAAUUUGAGGUAACACUUGAUUUGACACCUAUCUCUAUAACACAUUAUUAAUAUAUGUAUAAUGGGUUGUAAUUAUGUUAUAGCACUGUUUAUCUAUAGUUAUAAACACUCAUAAAUGAUCAUAAUGUUUCAUAGCAAUAAUCAUAACACAUUAUAAAGCAUUUUAUCAUGACUUACAAGGUCAGUUAUUAUGAUGUGUUAUAACUGUUAACAGCAGUUGCAUUGCAUUACCCAUGUGGGGAUUGUCAGUGAGUUGUUAACAGUUAUAACACAUUAUAAUACCUGUCCUUGUAAGCAUGAUAAAAUGCUUCAUAAUGUUUCAUAGCAAUAAUCAUAACACAUUAUAAUCGUUUAUGAGUGUCUAUAACUAUAGUUAUACAGUGCUAUAACAUGAUUAUAACGCGUUAUAAAUAUAUUUAUAAUGCGUUAUUGAUAUAGGCGUCAAAUAAAGUGUUACCAAAGUUGAAUUCUCAGUAGUUUGAAGUAUGACAGUUAAAGUUUGGUCAGGAAAAAAAAGGUACCUGAAAUGAUCAGUCCUAUCAAAUAACUAAUGUGAUAUCUCUAUCGUUUAUCAGAGGAAGUGUGGAUGUGGGAAGGUUUUUAGAAAUGGUGAUGCAUGCAGCAAACCAAACCAGCAAAAGUUUGAGGUAGAGGCAGCAGGCCGAGCUGCAAAAGAGAUGGACAGUGUAUUUAAAUGUUGUUCGAGGAAUGAUUUUACUGCCUUAGUCUGACUGAAACUAGAUUUUUAACAAACACUUAAACACAAUUGUAUGACUGGAAUCAUGCCAAAUCGAACCAACCCCAUUUGUUGGCCAAUCUUCAGUAAGUUGUCUGUGUUGAGCUGUCCACUUGAUAUGUUGUUAUGGCUGAUUAACACUGUGGUAUUUUUUAAUAUUGUACAUCUAAAUCUGUCCAAGUCUGAGGUCGGAAACAUUUGAAUCCAAUAGAGAUCCUUUUCUGAUGAAAUUUGUUGUUUUGAUGAAGAUCUUUUGAAUGAAAAGCAUGCACAUAAUCAAUUAAAAACACCUCAGGAACACUUGUACUUCUGUCACAGACUGACAUGAAACUUUCUGCUCUCCUAACAUUCUUACACCAUCACCGCUUUUUGCACAAUCCCACAAUCAAGCAUCGUUUAAUCCCCGCUGAUCUGUUCUUGCUCAUUGUUCCCAUCUUCCUGAUGGAGUCUGUUUUGCCAUCUUUUAUGAUGUGAAGUUUCUCUUAAUGAAACUUAACACUUCCUGCAGAUGUUUCACAGUAAAUGUGACAUUAAAGGAUUAUUCCUCCUGAACCGCUGGAAGGUUUUUAAUGUGAAACAGAUGAAGGAAUGAGUCUGCAUUAACUGCAAACAGCAGAUGGGAGUUAAUCAGGAAUCUGAGAGGAUUUUUAAUAAAGAUGCAAAUCAGACACAAACACAACAGACAAUGAGUAAAGGAAUGAUUGCAAUUAUAACUUGUUUCAAAUUAAAAGCCAGUUUUUAAUCUUCUUUUAAGGUAAAAUAAGGUGCUUUCUGAGAAAUUCUGAUGUUAUAUCCGCAAAAGCUACGUAAUGCGCCGGAAUUGGUUAUAAGCUUCUGAGUAAAGCUUUUCCCCAUUAUGUGAUAGGAAGACAAUUUGAGAUUUCCAAGAAUUUUCACUUCCACUGAAAAAUGUAACCAGCAGAAACUAAAGGAAGCAAGAUUUAUGCCUCCUUCACACAUGCAACCUUUUAAAAUUCUGCAAGUUUUUGUGAGCUCUGCACCCGACAUUUUUCCAAGUUUUUAGUUCACGUCUCCCACAGCGUUAGGUCCUCCCUGUUAGGAGAAGGGAGUCGUGGGUGGGGAUAUGAAUCUUGUGUAGGAUUUGACAUCAAAAGCAAGCUGCAGAAGCCACAGUGUAAUGUUUACAGCAUGUUGGUGAAGAGAGAAACAAACCUUUGCCAUGAUGAUGCAUUGAUAUCAGCGCUGCAAGGAAAUGAACAUCUGUGCUGUUGUUGUUUUAAAAAUAAUUCUCCUUCUUUAACCCUCAUGUGUUUUCAUUAAGCCUGUUAACACUUAUACAGCAUGGGGGAUGUUUCCGAAACCUCUUCGAGUGUGUUUAUAUCCGCUCACACUGACUCAUUGUAAAAAUUCAACAUGAGGACUGUUUGUGUUUGUACAUACAGCUCAACCAGAAAAUUUGAGGACAUUUUAUGGUGUUGUUUUUUUUUGCAUCCGUCAUUAAGGAAUAACAGUCUGACUGUUCUGGGAUGUUUCUGGAUGGUUUGUACAAUUGAUAAAAAUGUAUUAAAUUGGUAAGCACCCAAAUGUAGCGAGCAAAUAAGCUAAAUUUCCACUUUAUGUAGCUUUGAUUAUGCUAUUGAAAUGAAAAGUAACACAAUUUAGAUAAAGACAAUGAAAAAAAACUUUAAACACAUGAAAGUUUCAACUUAAAGCACAUAAAGUUGGCUAAAUGAUGAAACAAAGUCAUCCUUGGUAGUUUGCUUUGGAGCUGGUUGUUGAUAGUAAUGCUAAAAUGCUCUACUACCUGCAUCUAACAUAUAAACAAGCACAGAUGACAAAUGGCUUUUUUUAGCAUUCCGGCACGGUUUGGCAGUAUUUUGAUGUUAUUAGGGACAAAGCUGCUUGCAGGCUAUCCUCUCUUAAACUGGCAUGUGGAUGUUAACCUGCAAGGAGGUCUGAAGGCUGGUGGAGCUGGUGUUCUUGCGGAUGUUUCACUGGUACUGAAGCCAAGGCAUGUGCAGAAGCAACCCAGCUGGUAGAUCUGCUGGUUGUUUUUUUGUUUGUUUAUUUUUUUUAUAUUUGAUGAAAAACAAAAUUAAAUUAAAAGAAGAAAAGACUCAAUUAUUGAACUUGAAUGUUUUAUUAAAUAAAGAAAAAUAUUUGAUUCUGCAAUCUAUUGCAAGAAGAGAUAUCUGGAUUUCAGUCCAGCCAUCUGUUAGUGUUUAGAAAGUCAUGUGUAGCUCCAUUAGACCAUGCAAAUCAUCUUUCUGCAAGUGAACAUAUGAAAUUGAUUAUUAGAGUCAUAUUAUUCAAGAUAAUGUAUUAAUGAUACAUAUGUUACUUGUGUGCAGUCUGCAGUUAUGGUAAUUCUGCUGUAUUGAAAUGUUGCUGAAACACAGAUUUGCAAAUCUAUUAAAACAAUAUGGAGAGGUGCCAUAUGUGCAGUUAAGGGUUUUUUAAUGAAAAUAUGAUCAAUUUACUCUGUCUUUGUAUGCUAAAUUUAAUUAAAUAUACUUUGUUAUUGCUGCUUUUUGACUGAUGCAAAUUGCUUUCCAGAUUUACACAAUUGGAAAUUUUGUCCCUCCUGAGCUUUAGUAGGUCAAAAAAUAAAAAGAUUAGAAAAGGAUCACUGAUCAUUGAUACCAUUAGUUAAAUAGUUAAGUCUAUUAGAUGUAAAUUAAAUGCUUUAAAAUGUAGAAAGAGGACAAUUAAGACCAACAGCUGACCAAUGAAAAAACCUAAAAAGUGAUUUCAAUCCAAUAAAAGAAGUGAGAAUAAUAAUGAAAAUCAAACUGGGCAGCAGAAAGGUACUACAGGGUCAGAUCUGUUCAGAAAAAUGACGGUGCGAAGCCUCCUGAAUAAAAGUGGCUCGGUUGUAUAAGAGUCAAACAUCGUUAGCUCGCCACCCAGGCAUUCACUUACUUUGUUUUUGGUUUUAUGGUCUGCAUUUUAUUGUGGAGACACUGUUCUGAAUCAUGAAACCUGCUUCAUACAUGAACACUGUGUUUGUUUGCAUGUCUGUGUGCUCUGGUCCUGUUUGGUGCAGCAAUGGAAAAACAAAUAAUUCACCAAGUGCGUGCAAAAAAAAAAAAAAAAAAGCUGAGAGGCGGUUAGAGUACAGUUUCCUGAGGGCAGCUGCGUUUGUGUGAGGCUUUAAUGAAUGCCAGAAACAGGCUUGUGUUGUUUUGCUGAACUCAAUAGAUUAGAACGAUUGUGGAGCCAUUGCUGUUGCAUACAUUUCCCUAACAACACCCUUUCACCUCCCACAUGUAGCCCAUAUCUCAGAGAAAACCCAUCUGUUUCUCCAUUCCCGGGGUGAAACCAGCCUUGACAGAACUGGCUAAGCAGUAUUUCAAAAGUGACGGGGAAGACACAGUCGGCUUUGUGUAGUUCCCUAUCUAUCAAAAUCUCUGCCUCUGUGUCUCUCGCUCACCUUACCCUCCUAUUAUCCGUCUUUCUUUCCGAAUCAUAAUCCCCAUUUCUACUCCCUGCUUCUCCCCCCUCUGUCUCCUUUUCCCCUUCUCUCUCUCUAUCCCUCCCCCUCUUAUUCCACCCUCCUCAUUUUUAAAAGCCACAUGCUCCCAGCCCGUCUGGCUCAGUUGCACCCUGCCAAUGAAGGGCUUUUUAUUGGGCUGAGAUUGAGUGCAGCCAAGCAGGGCCUGGCUGGGGCCAGCCUUGCAGUCCCCCACCCCACCCCUUCCUCCCACAGCACAGACCACUCCACAUGCCUGUUCUGGUCUGGCCCUGUCGCCCAGAAGGAGAUUACUUGUCUCUGCUGCCCUUAAUUGCCGACAGCAGCUGAAAGGAGCCAGAGAGAGAGAGAGAGACAUUGUAGAGAGAGGAGAGGGAACAGUGUUGGCUUGUUGAGCCGUUACUUGACAAGCUUGGACUCAAAGGUUUGUGUUCCUGCUGUCAAAUCUUGGCUCUGAAUUAGUGGGUUUUAUUAAGAUGGAUGUUGUUUUUAGCAAAUGUUGGUUGGAGCUCAAGGUAUUUUGGAGGAGGAAAUUAAUAGAGAACUGUAAAAGGAAGAGAGAUAAUGUGCUGAUGAAAGACCCCUCUAAAGUAUAAACCUGACUUCAUGAUGAGGAUGCAUGUUGAAGAGCAUCACGACCACUCUGUACCCUCUCAGCCAAUGUGAUAUUCGUCAUAGCCAAAGUCUCUUCCCAGCGCUCCUCCAUCCUUUUUUUACUCUUCCCAAUGAACUUGUGAAUUUCACAUUAUUACAGCUGGUUAUUGUUGAUUCCCCUCAGGCUCAGUCCAAGCAAAUUAACGAGUGGGCAGAUUAUUGAAUUGGCAGUCUCUGACAAAGAUGUGAAGCUGCAUGAGUUUUCCACCUCUUCCUCCUCUUGUUUAGUAUUUUGUGUGUCGUUUUGAAAUCAGCCCAGCUCAGCUUGUUAUGUUUUCAAUCCAUGUUCACAGCAUGGUGCCCGAAUGUCCUGAACUCCCUCUCAGUCCACUUCAGCACGUAUUAUCAGAGCAUUAGUCUGCCAAUAAAAGUGAAUUUAGUCCAGAUUGUUUUUGGGGACAUACUAAUGUUGCAUUGCCCGGCCAGAAGAAUCGAUUCAACGCGCAAACAACACUGUUGGUGCGGAAGAAAACCUGGUGGUCGAUGAUGUUUCCUGUUCCUGUUAGAAUUUCAAAGAGAUAAUUCCAACAAUUUAGUGAAAUGAGCUUCUUCGCUUUCAAACCUGGAAGAGAAGAUAGACACGAACCUGCAGUCUGAAUGUAGGUAGGAUACAGUACAAGGAGAUGGUACAGCAUGAUACAGACAAUAUGAUUCGAUACAACACAAUACAGUGCAGUAUGAUACCAUUUAAUGAUAUGGUAUGAUAUGAUGGGAUACGAUAUGACAGGACACAACAAGAUAUGAUAUAAUAAGAUGCGAUAUGAUAGUACAUAUGGUACUCUACAGUAAGACAGGAUAUGAUGGGAUGUGACUUGUGAGUGUAGUGCAAGCAGCCUAUUAAAUUUAUUUAAAAUGUAAUUGUAAAAUGUUAAUAAGGAAGCUUUAAAGUGGUCUUAAUGCCAAGCUAAGUUUUCUGGCUGGUAUGUCGGCCUUUUAGAUAGCUUUUAGAUUGUUAUCUUGAACUGUUUUGCUAAAUGCUGAAAUGAGCUAAGAUCAUUUUGAUGUCUUCAGUGUAAUCAGAUUUUGUGUUUGCAUGAUGAUUAAAAAACAGAUUGAUCGUGUCAGUCCAGCUAAACCUGGACUUUUCAAAUAAGCUUCAUGUAAUAAUGUUAGUCUGACUGAAAUCUCACUAAGUCAUAUUUCUUCAAGUUGGACUAACAUACCAACAUAACAGAGUUUUGGUUUAUUUUUUUCUUCCAUGUAAAACCUCAAUUGACUUCAUAAUGGCCCGGUCCACAUGCUUGGCUUUAACCCAUCAGCUGAACAGCAUCACUGUGUAGAGGGAAGCCAGGGAGUGAGACUUGUGCUAGCUUGUUUGUCGAUUGUUUUGGUAUGUGAUAUAAAAGGCGAGAACAUAUCACCUCCUGCUGUAACGGAGGCACUUAUUUGUCAGUGUUCUAUUUAAUUGUGGGUGUUUUAGUCUUUUAUACUUUUGUUUCAUAUUUUUGUACGACAUUGUCAAUCAUAAUAAUGCUAUAUCAUCACCUGCAUGGACUACAAAUGUUAAUAAUUUUGCUAAUUCUCUCCCUAUCAAAUACCUACAUUUAAAAAAAGCAUCAGAUUAACUUAACAGACAUUUAAUCAGUCUCACUCUUGUCUUCUGAGCAGUUUUGUGCAUUUCUCUGACAAACUGGGUGAUUGGAUUCUCCCAUCAGUGUUUUUUUAGUAAAACUCAAGACAGUUGUCCCUUAAUGAAAAUGAGAAACACUCAGUAGUCAUUCUACCUAGAAUGCUCUGGAGCUGUGACUCAGACCCUUCACAGUGAGGAACCACCACACUAACAGUCUGUAUUACUCCCCGCUGAAUGAUUGUGAUGGUCAUUGUCACCUGUAGUGUUUUCAUGUAAUUCCACUUUACCGUUACUUAAUUCGAUACCUGUGUUUCCCAGCCAGCUCCCCUUUAAUUGCAUUUGCAAGCAGGUCCACUCCGAGUGCAUUAGAUCCUUCCUGAUGAAUAUGGAGGGCUUUAGCAAACCUCCUUGUCACACAACCACAAUGUUUCAUGCCCUUUUGAUUAACAUGGGAUGGAAACAAUUAAGUAGUGGGGGGAGGCGGCGAGGCAGAGCAGCAGCAGCACAUUCAACAGCUUUAAAUGCUAAUUAGCUAAUGGAGGAUGAAAGAGCAGGCAACUGGCGAGGUUUCACAUGAACACACAUUCAAACUGAGGCGGCAGCUACGCUUCUUUCAUCUGGAUUUACCAAGACCACCACCAUUUUGUUUCCUUGAGCACCUCAGACAAUACAGCCAUCUUGUGUAACAUGAGGUUGUUUGUAAUCAAAUCAAGUUAAACUGUGUGAAGAAUUGUUUGUAAUAGAUUUAUUGUCAUGCUUUAGGAUUUGUAGAACUCUUCCUGUGCUUUUAGUGCAGUGAAUGUUCCCUUUACACACCUACUGUGUAAACUCCCCUGCCUGUUUCUGAAGAGCAGAAGCCCACACAAUGCAAACACGGUGGAAAGUUGGGACUGAGGUGGAUUUUUGUUGAGCUUACAUGCAGCAUAAAGCGUCCCACUGGGUUGUCAUUCAUUUUUAUACUUGGCAUGAAAGAAAAUCAAGAAUAUGUUGAGGGUGUGCUGGUCUGAUCCUCACCAGCCUUUUUUACUGAUCUGACACACAGAGAUGCUGAUCCUCUGAACCACUCAAAAUGUGGUCUUUCAUUUGGUUUAGACCCAGAUUUAAGGGGAAAAAAAAUGAUGAUUCACUGCAAAGGAGAAACAACCACACAUUGGUCUGUCAGUGUCUGACCAAGAAAUGCUGCUAUUGUGGCUUUUAACCCAGUUCUGCAACUGUAGUUCUCAUAAAAUUACUGCUGAACCGUAGAGAUUUGUGUAAAUGUCACGAUGAAUUACACCGAGUUGUUGCUCUCUAAAAGUUAACAGUGCGCGCAAUGCUAAAUCACUCUGGAUUAAAGGUGUUCCUCUAAGUGCCCAACAUGGACAUUUAAAUGAAGACUCUAUUAAGCAGCUCACCAAAGAAAGCUGUUCAAGAAGAACUGCGUGGUCUUAACAAUUAACAGGAUCGAUCUGGACAUUGUAGGUGGAAAUGCAUGUCCCCCCUGGCUACUUUAAAAAGGAGGUGAUACUUCCCUCUAACCUGAUCUGUCCGUAAUGAGGUACUAGUUUCACAGGUAUAAACAAUAAAAAGGACUCUGACUUGACUCUUGAUCAAGUUUGGUCUUUACUUGAUCUGCUGUUGAUGAAUAUUAGACGAGCAAAAUAGCAGUCAAAGUAAUUGACUAGAUUUUUCUUCAUUUUUUUUGACUAAUCUGGAAAUUUAUGUCUGGAUUUUAAAGGAUUCUUUAUUAAAUUUUUGAUUUAUUUAUUUUUUAUUGUGGGACCUGAUGUGAUUGUUUUUGUACAUGUGCACAAAGACCCAUAAUGCAUAUACACAAGCAUCAUCUUUCUUCACACUUGGCACAGAAUGUAUGAAAAACAGUUUUUGUAAGAAAAGUCCACAUAACACCUUAAUUAUUUAAAGAUUUUGUUUAAUAAUUAUAAGAAGAUAUAGGGCACUUCCAGCUUUUUAGCUAUCACACCACUCUUACGGAGUAGCCCUCAUCAUGUUUAACCCCCUCUAAAUCACAGAUGAAGAGCUGUCAGGAGCCUUUUUUUCAGCAUGUGGGCAGCAUACUGUAAGGAGUGAUCUAAUUUAAUCUGAACUGCUGUGUUAUUUUGAAGAAGGGACCAAGAGGCUCUUUAAGGGUCCCCACCAACAUAUAACAGCUCUGACUGUUUACAUAUUUUAUCACUUACUGGAGUAUUACACUCCAGCCGACAUGGACUGUAAUCUGAAAUAAACAUCUUUAUCAUCUCCCCCCAGUUUGUCAGGGACCGAACACAGAUGGGUUCCCGACUCUGUUGAUUUCCCUUAAAAGCCCCAAAUUUGUCACAACCUUCAGUGCUCCUUUGAGGGAGAUAGAGAGGCUGUCAAUAAGAGGGGCAAGGGGUGGGGAGAGGGGGAGGAAAAAGCAUGCUGUCAUGAAAAGAGCCGCUUCCUGGCUGGCUAGAUGCAAUCAUGGGCACUAUCUGAUAGCGCCGGAGGAAAUUGGAUGAGCUGAGAGCCGUUGGCUGCCAGUGAUGGGAAAGAUGACUCCUUUGUCACUGUGUCAGUCAAUUCCCUACUCUCACCUGAGAGACCAAUCAAUAAUACGGGGAGGGAGAGAGGUUUUCUCUUGUCUUUAGGCCUCUGUAUGCUGUUGGCUGCUGUCAAUUAUGAGCUGUAAAACAGCCUCACCUUCAGAGGAAUGUGGUUUGGUAUGUCGUGUAUGUGGGAGGCAUUAAUGUGUUAUGGCUCUACUUUAAUGUGAUGUGCAUGCGGAUUUUCAGGCAUGCUGUUGAUGAAUUACCAUGAGUUAAAAUUCAAUGGUUCCAAUACAUGCAUAUACUGUGUAUUGUGUUUCCUAUUCUAGACAGAUAUAAAUAUUUACACAUUCGCUAAAUUAGUUUUUGUCAUGUGAGGGUCUUUACCAAGUCCACUGGGCUUUCAAACUGUGAGACUUUCAGACUGUGAGAGUGUGCAGAGAACACAUCUUACAGGACAGGAUGUUUUGACAAAAAUCAGCUAUUUACUGUCUUGAGGAGAAGUUCCUGGUAUAAAAAGUUCCUGGUUCUUUUGGUUGAAAUGCGCCUUUACUUAAAUACUCUUCAUCCAUGGUUAUCAUGCAAAUGGUAUGAACUCCAACACAUGCUGAAGAUAAGAUUUCUUGUGUCUCUCGCAACAUAUAAUUUUAUAAACUAAACUAAUAAACAUAAUUAAGAACCAUGCGAUCAUCCUUUUCUGAUGAUGUUCAGAUUCAUUAUUUAUCCACAUCACCAGCUAAUGCCUCAUAAUUGAUUGUUUUCAUGCUUUUAUUUUGAUAUUUUUUCUGUCUUUAGUUUAAACUCCUUUAUCUCAUGUAGGGUCAAAUUACACUUUUAUUUUGAAGUAUAAGCUACUUCUGAUACAUUACCCAUAUGUUGUAACAGCUCUACGUUAGUGAUACCUUAACUAUGUAAUGCAUUAUACCAUUGAGUGAAUUUAUGUUCUUAGUGGCUCAUUGUAUCUGAUCAUAUUAAAGUGAGUUUCUACCUUUUUAUUGUUUCUCAGUUUAAUUGUUUCUUACCAAAACAUCAAAACAAAUACCUUGUAAGUAGAAUCUGAUUAAGUAAUAGACAGGAUUUUAACUCUUAAUAAAUUCAAAGGUAUACUGGGUGUUGUGUUAACAGUUAUUUUUUCUAUUAUUGUGAAAAUAUUACUCAUUUAUCAUUGUAUAAUUGUCAUUAUUUGUCAUGUAUUUAUUGCUUCACUCGCCGUUUUCUCUGUGCUAACUUCCAAACUGUUCAAACAAGUGGGUCCCCUCCAAUCUGGUUUUUAUAAAGUCUGUCUCAUCUCCUCUGCUGCUGUCUGUUCGACGGGUGUAAUCCCACACCAUCUAAAAAUUUCUCAGCUCUACAGCUCUCUAGUGCUGCAAUUGCCAUCAUUAGCAGUUGCAUCAUUAGCGGCACAAUUAAAGCCCAUAAGACCCAGAGAGGCUCAUAACUAUCAGUUGCUCUCAGACAUGUAAUAUUACAUCAGGCAUGGAGGACAUGUUGCAUGAUUUAGGUGUAUAAACAGAGACACUCGAUGAAUAAUUCAUAACCGUGAUAUCCUCCAUCAUGAGCUUCAACAUAUUCUGUGAGCAUUACAGCCAUACUGGUGCUGUGUAAGAUGAGGCUAAACUGUUCUUCUUCUCUUCACUCUUGCAGUUUCCUGAUACCUGUGAGGAGUCCGCCUCCCCAUUCGUCUUCAUCUGCACCAACCCCCAAGAGCUGCUAGUGAAAUUCCCAAUGAAAGGGAAACACAAGAUCUGUAAGUCCUGCUUCUUUCAUGUAUGGGGAAGUGAAGUGGAUGAAAUUAGCCAGUGUUUUUUUUUUUUCUAUUCGUGUCUUUUUUUUAUCAGUUUUCUCCACAUGCAUGCAUAAAAUAACAGGCACAGGAGUGAUUAUGCUCAGCACCGGCUCUGAUUACUAUAUAUUCAUAAAUAAAACAAAAUUACACACACACACACACACACACACACAUACACACACACACACACAAGUACAGAUCCUUUCUGAGAGCCAUCUGUAAAGAUGGGAUUGCGCUGUCAGGUUGCCUGGGGGACAAGCUAGGCCUGGAUGUGCAAUGUUGUUGCAGUAUUGUGUGAUUUAUAAUAGGACUCAAACACAUUUUCCCUCUGCUGCCAUAGCUGCUGCUGCAAAAUGAUGUACCUGCAAGCUCUUUUGUUAAUAUUUCAAAACCCUCUAAAGACUUGAGAGGAUUGUUUAUGCAGCUGUGCCUCUGUCAGAUCUUUCCAGAUCGAUGGAGAAGGCUUUUUGAGAUGCUCAAGGUAAAAUAAAGCAGGAGUUAUGCACCCUUUCUCAUUCUCCCUCUUUUACUGAAAUGAAUUCAACAACCUUGUGUCCAUUUUUGUGAUAAUAAGGACUAUAUAAAAGGCUGUAGCUUUACAAAGGUCCAGAGCAGUGACAAAGAGAUUUCUGCAGGUAUAUCAAGGUGUUGAAAGGAUUUCUUGUUUCAAAGGUUUCAGAAGUCGUUGUCAAGAUCAGCAAUGACACUGAAAAAAAGAAUCAGGCAAGCUGCGCACUCCAGUUAUUUUAUUUUGCUGUUCACUUUUAAUUGUGUUCUUUUUUUUCAGCGGCUUUAAUAGAGUCUUGAACAAAAGAAUAAACUCGAGGAAACACGCUGACAAGAUGUUUCAGAGUUGAUGUUAUAGGCUAAGAUUGCUUUGGGGGAAACUGAACCUACAUUAUUUAAACUUAUUGUAGCUUGUGGUUUUAUGAAUCUGCAGCUUUAUGGCUGUGUUGGACAGCUUUAUUCCUCUUUAAAACCCCUGAAGCCUGCUUCUUUUCCACUUUGUAUCACUUUAAGUUUUCUAUAAAUUGGAGAAGUUACUAAGGACUUUGCAGACAAAAGAGAAAUGCCGAAGUAAACCCACACCAUCAAUGUGCAUUCAUGCGGUCUAUAAGGAAACCUGAAACUGCGACAUUUUACAGUUUGACACCUUAUUGUCUAAAAAAAACCCAGCACUCAUACUGUGUCAUUGCCUGCAGACAAAUGUGUAUGUUCAGCACAUUUCUCUGUCUUCCUUUAUGAUCCAGCUGCCCUCCAGCUUUGUGUCAGCUGUGGCUGUCACAUGUGUAACAUGAUAUACUUGCUGGAUUGUCAGCCAGACACUCUUAAAUAGACAUAACCUUCACUACUGCAACAAAGAGUAAUCUGACUACUUGCAGCCUGAUUCAAGCUGCUCUUGCUUUAGUCAGAUGACCUGCUAUGUUCAAAAGACAGCCAUCACAAGGUUCCUACACAAAGCAGCUAAAAUUCACAUGAAUGACAAAUAAGCAUGUUUGGACCAAGCUGAUUUGGUGCCUUUAAAUAAGGUUGUUCAUCCCAUGUGAACAGAUCCCACUGUGUACUCUAUCCCCUGCAUAUUUUGCAUGUUCUGGUCAAGUAACGUACAGUGAUCUUAACAUGCCCUCCCUGUUGUACGUGUAAUCCUGGUUCUUGGAUUGGAUAUCCCGAUCCGCUGUACCUGCACAGUCCAGCUUGUCUUAUUCAUAUUCUGUCACCAGCUGGCUUUGCACUAUCUCACUCUCUUGCUCCCUCGGCCCCUCUUCCACCUCAAUUCCCACAGCAUCACACGGGUCAAGGCAUUGGCGCUCAUCUUACUCAGGAGGGCUUAGCACAAGUAUUUUUUUGCUCCCGCAGCAGCUUACAUUGACAAGAUCCGCUUGUCACUGACAUCGCCAACCAUCUCAUGGCUCAUCAGAAUGAGCAGGCAGAGGCGCAGUCUCCUGAUUUUCUAUUUCUUUAUGCAGACUCACGGCUUUAUUACAUAACACGGACAAGUGCUGCUCUUUCAUUAGAGUGUGAAACAUUAAUGUGGUUAAUGGUGUCUUUGGUAAUAUGCAAAAUCGGCACUGUGUGGCUGCUUGGAUUGAUUUUCCAUUAAGUGAAUUCGGUGAUUAUGUUGUGGAGAACAGUGAGUGGGAGGCUUGAUGAAUAUAUUAACUUAAAACUAUGACAAGCCUUGAUUUUACAAUAAGUAGGCUAUAUUAUACAGGUGUUAAACACAAUGUGGAUAAAAAGUGCCAGCCUUUUUCACCACCUGCAAAAAAAAUAACACCAGCUCCAUUUUUAACUCUUUGUUAUUCAUUUACGUUCAUCCUCAUUUGCUGUUACCUGGCAACAACCUCUUUGUCUCAGGUGUGUUUUAAAAUGAACAGAGCCAAAAUUGUGACAGAAAAACUGCUAUUAUCCCCCUUGAUAAUGUCAGUAUCACACUAGCAUCAAGCACUAAAAGAUUACAUUUCGUCUUCUGGUUUGCCAACAGGGGUUGAAAGUUUCUCCGCCUCACAGUAAUUGCUUUGACUCUGCACUUACAUCCUGCUUUACUUUGCCUAUUCUGUUCUGUGCUGUAUUGUAUUCUAUGAAUGAGAAUUGUUUUAUGUAUUUCUCUGGCAAGCCAAACAAAAGAGCUCUAAAGGCUGGUUGAUGCUAAAAUCUAGUUCACUGUGUAUCUUGGCAAUGCGCUGUGGGUUGAUGAGGAUCUGAUGAUACCGAAUGUGACACUAAAAACUACUAUAAAAACCAACCCUAUUUCCACAGUUUCUACAUAAAUAUUCAUAUUGAAUGCAGCAUUUGACUGUCAAAUCAUCAGGAUGAGACUUAUUAUCAACAAACAUGUAGAGGACAAGAAAGCAAAGACUGUUUUGUCCACAGGGGGCGCCAAAACUGACACAAACUAAAAAUUCCUCACAGGAGCUUUAACUUAGACCACAGGAGUAACACUGUGCACACAAGUGGUGCAACGGAUCACAAAACUCACGGAUCGGAUCGUUCCUCGGAUCAAGAGUCACGGAUCGGAUCAUUUUUCGGAUCAGCAAAAAGAAAAAAAAACAAGACAAAUAAAAUAUAUAAAAGUAGUGCACAGUGCAUCUUCUUUUUAACAUAAUUAUUAAUGAAAAACAACUUAAAGUACAAUAUACAGGCAUAUCUCCUUCCUUUAAAAUGUAACAAUGAACCAAAAAUGAAGUGUGUGCGCGAUGGGAUGUCGUAACGUGGCUCAAGCACUUUCAGCAUGUUUUUAAAGCCCUCGUUUUGCACAACUGAAUACGGCCUCAUGUCUGCAGCUAUAAACACACCGAUAGAGUUUGUGAAAGCUUUAGCCUGGUCGGAUUGCGCAGGAAGAGGCUGCUUAAAUGCUGCGGUGAUGAGCGGUUGUUGGGCAGCUUUCGUUUUAUCUCAGGUGUUAUGCCAAAGAAUGCACCCCUGCCGUAUAGUGCACCCCCUAACGGGAGCGCGGUUGAAAGUACAUAACAAGGCGAAAUAAUACAAGUUUUCCUUACGUUGGAUGUAUUCAAAAGCGUUUGCCUUUAAUAAUUUCAUUCAGGCUAUUCAUAUCAAAUAUGAGAUCAUUAUCUCCACUUUAAGAAGCUAACGGGUGGAGGGGAUGCAGGGGGUGCGUUCUACGGCAGGGGUGCAAUCUACGGUACAACACCUGUCAGUAAAACACCCGGGUGAUGUCGCUUCAAAUGCGUGAACAUGCUCGAUGUGUUUCCACUGUCAUGUGGCUUUCUUAUGCCACAGUGCCUACACUCCGUCGCAGUUUUGUACACUGACCUCUUUCCUUCUUCAUCAUAAUUGACAGGGAAGCCAAAAUGCUCCCAUGCAGGGGAUUUAAGUGUCGCGGGGCGUUCGAGCUCCUCCUUUCUCCGCUUUCAGAAAUCGAUCCGCGGAUCACAUGUGUGCCGAACCGAAUACGUCGAUCCGAACGGAUCACGGAUCAAUGAUGAUCCGUUGCACCACUACUGUGCACACAAGACAAUUACCUUUCUUCACACAGGGUUGUUGUAUUGUGGACACAGGUUAUUUUCUUAUGGGCAAAAGUUAUUAUCUUGUGUGUUCAAUAUAAUCAAAUCCUCUUCAUGGGACUUCAGGAGCAUUUUAGUUUUGUGUUUUUUAAAUUUUUUUUAAUUUAAUUUUGCACCAGAACGGAUUUGACUAUUUUCUUCUUUGUUUAAGCUUCUCUAAGCCAGAUUUUAUAUGUGUUUGAAUUAUUAUGUAUCAGUAUUUAAUUAACUACUGGAUUAACAUUAUCAUGCCAAACGCAUUCUUCAGAUUUUAGGACCCUUAAAACCCAAAAGCCUAAUGUUGAGAGUCCAUGUCAUCUUCAAACAGUUUGGUUUUUGCUUCUGAGCUCUUACCCAAGAAUUAAUCAUCCCGCUCUUAAAUGGAGGGAGAAGCUAAGCCACACAUGGUUCAACAUAAUAAGGUGUAUUUGACAGUUUUUAAAUCAUGUGUUGCCCUCUGCAGCCGGUCGUGUGGCUGGUUUGGGGAUAAUACGCUCUUCUCUUCAGGAUGCAAACUCAGGUUGGUCAUUCAUUACCCUGUGGAGGAGUCUGUGACAUUUAAAAUGGCACACGGCCAAGGCUCACUCCCUGUAAUAAGGGAGGUCCAUUAUGGUUUAUGGUCACAUCCUGUGAACAUUUGUAUCAGUGUGUGUGUGAGAGCUUCUGUGUAAGCUGAAGGUCAGUCUGGGUGUUGAAAGCUAUUUGGCUCUCUGACAUGAACGCACAUUUCCUUUUUUUUUUCUUCCCUUAUAUAUAUUCCCCUUCCAUAUGUUUUCACCUGACAUCCUCUGCAUGGCGUGACUGUGUACACAGCUAGAAAAAUGAAAAACACAUCAGACUCUGCUGUACCUAGACCUAUUUUUUCUUGUAAUAUAUGUUGGCUCUAAACCCUAAACUAAGCCCGUUGUUCACCCUGAGCUGAUGUGUAUUUUAAUGAAUAGACAUGUCUUAUAGGCUUUAUUUAUGGCCAAAGGGAAUUUAGUUUUUGAAGUUUAUCCUAAAUGCAAAAACUCUAUGAAGCCAAGUUUUUAUCCUCAUAUGGCCAUAACAUCUGUUUUCCACCUUUAUGUAGGGGUUUGUUUUCCUGAGAAGAAAAGGACAGUGUUCCUACUGUUGAAGUAUUUUGAAACAUUCAGAGAUCCAUGACUGGAGGUCUGGCCUCAAAUUGAACCUUAUUUCUCCUUGAAACAUCUUACUUAAAUAUCAAACACAUUUGGUUUCAGGACUUUCUCUGAUCAAAUAUACAUGAAAUAUCAUGGUGGAAAUCCAAACCCUGAUUACUCAGAACACAGGGAGUACAUUUCUUUGUUUCUUAUUUACUCUGGAGGCUCAAUGAUUGGUGGACAUAGUCAAUAAAAAAUGAUGACGUUCUUAGUUAUAAUUGUAGUAACCUUUCCAUGUUGUGAGCAGAAGUAUCAUCAUAUUCUGAAGCUAAAUUUCUGAGGAGUGAGACAUUUGUUAGCUCUACCAUCUCUGCUGAGAGCAGUCCUUGCAAAGCAGCAACUUGGAACUGAAGGGUAAUCAGAAUAUAGGAAAAAUGAUCAUACAACACUAUACUUAAAAAUUCUUAAAGUUACAGUAAGGAACUUAAGGCCCGUGUUUGUACUGGCGCCCCCUUUGGACAGAGAGAUACCUGUUAUCUAUUAGUCUGUACAUGUAAAAGUACUAUUGUUAGAUAGAAAAUAACAUUGCGUGAUCUUUUGUCAAUGAUAUUUUUUACUCACUGUGAGUAUUUCCUUCUUAAAAAUGACUACAGUGAAUCUAUGAGACAUUUUACUGAUGGUCUUGUGUGGUUUUGAAGGUCAUGCGGGGGAAUCUGUACUAGUUAAAACCUCCUCACAGCUCCUUUAAGACUGGGAAUAUUUCACUCCACAUAUGCCGAAAAUACAAGAGUUGCCAACAGCAUUUAUAAACUUCAAUAAUCCUGACCUUGCUGAGCAGUGUACAAACACUGAAAAAAACAGCAUGUUAGACGGCUCUUUUAAAUGUCAGCUGUGGCCUUUAACUUCAAGGUCUAGAGUUACAGCCACAGUGUGUGACAUAAACAUUAGUUUUAUGUUAAAAUAAGUAAAAAUAUGGCUUAGAAAAAUGACAGCCUUUAAAUGGUCAUGCAGUUUAUCAUCUAAUUAGAUCUGUUCCUGUGAUAAUCAAUGAUUUGUCAUUUACUAAAAAAGUAAUUGUCUUUUAAAGAAGAGUAAAAUCCAAAUCAAAAGGCAGCUGUUGUAUUAAAGUCUCAGUCUUUCUCAGUUUGAAAUAGACAUAAUCAGGAUUAUUGCUGCUAAAAGAACCUGAAGGUGUUGCAGAAUAAAGCGUGAAGUAACCCAAGAGAAAUGUUCGACCUUCGCUCUACGGUGCCUCCAAUCAUUUCAAAUCCUUUUCCUCCCAAGCAUGAAAAGUGCGUGCACAGAGUGAUGUUGCAUGGGUUAUUUAACGGCUUGUUUAAAGGGCGCUGAAAAUCAGUCCUACAAGCACUCCUUAAGUCAGCUGACAGAAGCACUAAACUAGUCAAGGAAAAGCAAAGCUCUGAAUUAGUUACUUUAAAAUGUGAUGAGCUCAAAGUAUUCAGUGUCUUUUGAUCCAUUUUUGGAUAUAAUCAGGCAGACUUUAAGAUACCACUCAGAGGAGGAAAGGCUUCAAACGUUAGAGGAAUGAAAAUCAUUUUCUGUUUAUGAAUUUGUUCUGUAAAAUCUCUCAAGGUUUCUUUUUUUUUUUUACCAGUAAAUACUAUCUUCACACUUGCGCUAAACAUGUAAAUUAGUCCUCAGAAUCACUCAGUGUUUCCCACACAAUGUGCUGAGAGAAAAGAAGCGAUUGUAACCCGUUAUAGAAACACAACAGAAGGUCCUUUAACAGCUUUCAAAGAAAAGAAAAGGUCAUUCCCUGCUCGCCUCUCAGCCUGCUGCUGCUGCUGAGCACAUAACUCUUGUGAUAUUACAUAUUAUUCAGAGAGAGCUUUUGUGAGUAUUGGCUUAUCUUUCUCUACAAAGAUGAGUCGCUCUGAUGGCUCUCCAGCAGAUACAAAAGAGCUCUUUUUUUUCGGAGGUUUGCUCUAACUACAGAGAAGGAAGUCAUGGAUAUAAUUGCGAAGAUGAAAAAUGUAGCUCCAGCAGCAGGUCAUGAAGAGAUCUCUUUUAUCUCUGGUCAUGUGAGCCAUUGACAUAUAUAAUCUGAAAUCCACAAGAGACUGGAGUCAUUACAAAGGACCACAAGGUCGACGAAGCAGUAGCAGUUCUCCUGCCUAAAGGCUGAGGCUCCAUGUCAUUUCCAUCCUACAGAUGAUUUGCUCUGAUGUGAAGAAUAGCAUCCGCUCCAUCAAACAAACAAUCAUUCCCCUUUCUGAUAACAUUACACUUUCUGGAUUUCCUUGUUGUCUAUCCAACCUAAUUGCAGUCCCUGCCUGUAAGCCGACAACUGAAUUCAUGUUUCAGUGUUGAAGUUUAAGAGUUGUGCUGUGUGUACUCGUCAAAUUAGUAACAAGUGGGAGGAAACAGCUGUUUGUCAGAUGUAAAAUCAUUUCAUUAAUUAUCAAUACGACAUUAAUUUCCAGCAGGCUCUGCUUGGAGAACUUCCCUGGCUUGUAAAACAGGUCCAUAAUAAUGUGAGGUAACCUGAUUUCUGGCCUUUUGGACAUGUUUUGUUUUCAGUUUCCACAUAAAGUGUGAACAUUAAAGGGAUGUUCUGGCGUAUAAUUAAUUUGAGGUCAAACACACCAUAAGACCGAGUUAGACACCCCUUGAGAGAUAAAUGUUGCAGACCGCUUGCUUCUCUAGUUAUACCAACUUUAGUAAUGACCACACAAUAGCAAUACACAGCAGUCUGAGGAGCCAUAAACAAACCUCAACCAGAACACCACUCUAUAGCCACAAAUAAAGCUCAGAACAGCACCUAACUUCAUCAGCAGUACAUAUAGGGUCCCAGGCAUAGUACUAGCCACCAAACAUCUGUUUAACUUUGCCUAAUUUCUUUAGCAAAGAUACGAAACACAACUCACCUACUCUCUUACAGCAGCCGCUUGUGUGAAUAGAGACCUUGGGCAAAUCCAUUACGGACUGCAGGGGGGUGACACAGCUCAAGGAAGAACAUUUAUGAUUAUUACUUUAUUAUUUCCUUUAAGUCAUAAUCAUCAUAUGAAUCAUUUUGUGCUGCAGACGCGGUAGUUCCUCUGCCUUAGCGUCUCGUUCUGAUUGCAUUUCCAUGAAGAAAUGAUGUUUGACCCUAACUUAAUUUUAUGCCGGAAUAUCCCUUUAAUUGACACAUUUGACUGUCAAAAAUCAGCAGGAUGUGAUUUCUUUGGGGAAGAGGAAAAUACUGCACUGUCCACAAGGGGCGCCAAAACUGACGCAAACUGAAAUCCCUCAUCGGAGCUUUAGCUUCUAUCGUACUGCUUUAACUCAGUCUCAUCAUUAGAAAAGUUCCUCUAUCUCCUUGUCUCCCAUAGGUAAUAGACUAAAUUGGGACUUCACUUUAUAGCAUGCUCAACACUUACCUACAAAAACACAGAAAACUACAACUAAGCAUAAUACAGCAUUUUUUUUUCAAAGUGCCCUCUGUAUGCUUGACUUAUGGUUUGUCUCCAGGUUUAAAAAUACAGGCCACUCAAAUCCAGAACAAUACAUUUUAAGCACUCUUAUGGGAACUGCUUGAAGCGAAAUAAUCUAUGCCGACUUGUUUCUGUGUACCAGCCUCGUGCCAGGGGAGCAGUGAGCAUGUAUCACAAAUAAAUGAACCUCUUUAUUUGUUAUGCAUUCAGUAUCAUACCCUUGUACACAUUGCACUUCCCGCUCGCUUUUCAGUGUCAUUUGCAUUUUCCACGCAUGCAUUAUCAAGCUGUUGCAAUAUGUAUGGCUUUUAUCCUUUAGCUUGCUCCACAUAUGGAAAUAACACAUCAUAUUCCCAUAGAAAAUAUUGCAGUGAAGUUGUGCACUACUAACCAUCGGCUGCUCUGUUACCUUGUGAUUACCUCUUUGUUUUACGUGUGAAAUCGCAGCCCUGUGGGAUGGCAAAUAGAGAAAGCCAAUUACCCAACAAAUGUCCACCUUCUCUCCUGAGGUGGUCACGAUUUUUUUUUUCUUCUCCUCUAUUUCUCCCCUGCGCUCUCCCCCUGUCAUCCACCGCCGGGAGACAGAAAGAGGUUAGAGCCACGGAAGUCCUUUUUUUUUGUUAUUUAUUCAUGGAUUUUCCAUUUAAUAUUCAUGCCUUUUUCAGGACUAUCUGGGUGCAGAGGAGAAUUUGCUGCCUUGGAGGCGGCGGUGGCCAAAAAUCAGGUUUCAGCUCCAAUGAGCCCGGCGGAUAAAGGGAAGAGAGAGAGUGAGAGAUAGAUGGAGAGGGAAGGAGCGAGCAGGGUUUCAUGUGUUCUCUAGUAAAUGAGAGGCAGGCCUUGAAGGUGACAGGCUGUGUUUAUUACUGAUCUGUCAGCCGGUUAAUGGGCAGAGGAGAAGAGACGAGAAAGGAGAGAGCUGAGCUGUUGAGCAGAGACCAGAGCACACAGGCAGGGGAGCCAGAGGAGCCCCAAGCAAUAAACUUUGCCUACUGGAUAUGCUUGUUCUUACAGAUUCAGUAACAACACAUGCAUGCUGAAUUACAGAGCCAGGAACGAGAUUAUGAUCUCCGACAUGUGACAUUUUAUCUUUGUUGUCAUGACUCUUUUACAUUCAGACAAACAUCUGCAGUAAGGAGCUGUUGGGAUCUAUUUCUUUUUAUUAUUUUUUUAAUCUAAACUCAGACUUUCUUAUCCACAUGGCCCAGUAAAUAUAUUUUUCUUCCCUCAUAAAAGUUUCAUGGAUGUACUCAUGAGGUGUGCAGAAACAUUUUGAUAUUUUCCUUCUUUAUUCUUGGAGGUACCGUGUAAUUUAACUUAAUUUUGGCUUUUUUGUUCAUUAUUUUUAAACAGAUCUGAUUGCAGAAUAUUUCAACUAAAAAAAAUUUUUUUGUGCAAAUAGCAUACUGGCUAAUGUUUGUCACCAGGUUUUUACCGUAAUAAUUUGAAUAUAUAUAUAUUUUUAAUUAAUUUAUUUAUUUACAUAUAUAUAUAUAUAUAUAUAUAUAUAUAUAUAUUUUUUUUUUUUUUUUUUUUUUUUUUCUUGAAAAUAAGUUCUUUUGCAUCUACUGAUAUUGAAGAUUGCUGUCUUAAUGAAGAUAUGAAAUACCGAUGUCGUGCAAAAAAAAAGCAUACCACAGUACCAUGAUUUCAUACAAGAGGUCCUUUAUGUUGGCUGCCACUUUAUCAAAUGGAGGGUGACAAAAUAUUUAAAAUGCAGAAAAACAAUCUGAGAGGUCAGACACUUCGGUGGUAAUGAAAUACUUGAUCUCAUCAGCUGUUUAACCAUUUGCAUGCAGCCAACGGUUCCAGAGAGCCGUGGUUCCUGAGAGCUAACAGAGUGUAAACAGAGAAACUAAACUAGAUUUCCAGUUGAAAGAGAGUCACGGUCAUGUCAGGUUUAGACUUCAUCUGGCCUUUUAUGUUUGAAACAAAGAUAAAAUUAUGGAGGGUCCCUCACUUUCAUCUUAUCUUUACAGCUUUGGUUGAAAACAUCUGACUCUUACUUGGAAUUCAGAGUUUGUUAUCUUUGCAGUCAAGGUUAUGUGUUAUCAGGUAAUAAGUAAUAACAGAUAUUAACACAAUGAAGUAAUUAACUAAUAUUCCUAAUGCUGGAUGGAGCCCAGGUCUUUCAGAUUGAACUUUCUUUCUCAUACAGACUUGAAUAAAAGGAUAAAUCUGAUAUAGUUUGUAUUUUGAUUCUGAUCUGUGCACAAGCCAUUUCUCUAUAAUUGCUAUUAAAUGUGAAUGGAAUAACAUCUUAAGUAGAACAGUGUAGUCUUGAUGGGGACAUGCUUUGCCGGAGAGCUUUGUAGUGUUUGAUUGCACUUGAGCUCAGAGGUUUUAUCAGCCGCCCUCUGUAAUGAAACCUCUUGGUUCUCCAUCUCAGUAAAAGGGUGAAAAGCCUGCGUAAAGAAAUUGCCCUCUGUUGGAGCAAUAGAUUUGUCCUUCCUUAUCUUAACUAAGCAUUGUUGCCUUUAUCAGUCACCAUUACACAACUCAAAGCAAUCAGCAUUUGACGUGUGCAGUCUUUCUUUAGUGUCACGUUCAAUGCAUGAAUGGCAGGAUCUCUUUAUUCAGCCGCAGAUUUUUCUUUUUUGUUAUUCUCUGUAAACAGUAAUUAUCCAUCUCUGUGUCAAUUAUAAAGUAAGCAUAUAGAUGUGUGGGUGUUUACAGCUCUGUUGCAGUAUGGAUGUUUCUGUAUAGUUGCACAACCCAGUUUUCCUGACUGUGCCUGAGGGGGUUAUACCCCUGAGGUUAAAAUUGAUUUAGUCUCUGGGAAUAUAUCGUGAAUGAAAGUGUAGAACCCAGAGUAAUGCCUUUUUCAUUCACUCAGCACAGCAGAUUUAAAAACAUUGGCUUUGGAACCAAAUUAUGUCCACGCUUCAAGUGAUUUUUAUUUUUUCCCACUGAGAAAAAGCAAAAAAAACAUGUUUUCUCAAAUGCAGGAUUCAGCCAACAUCAGUAUUCAUUUUCAUUUUUUCACCCGGGUUACAAAGAAGACAGUUAAUCGUUUCUUUUCUUCUCAGUUUGAACUUUCAUGUUCAGUUUUUUCUGUGGUCACACAUUCUUUAUUUAUACGGGUCAGUGUGCAUGAAUAGAAGAACAUAAGGUACACACAGUGCUCAUGCUGUCCUCACUUUGUCACAGUGUUCAAGCUGCUGCAGCGACACCGUGACUCAUAUUUGUGGUUUUUCUUUGAGCCUCUGAGGUUUUUUUGUUGCUCUUUAACGUUAAGUUCAAAUAGAAAUGAGUGAUAGAAAAACACAUCUGGUUCAGUGUCUUUAUUUGACUGGAUCCGUAUGUUGGUGCCCUCAGUUUUCCUGUUUCCAUUCCCACAGAUCCUUUUGUUUUCCCUUUUUUUGUCCAUCUUUUCUCCGCCUCGUCUUUGUCUCUGUCCUGAGCUUGUCACAGUAAUCAAUCUAGGUCAGAGCUGAGAGGGGGUGCAGACAGAUGUGCUUUGCAGUGUGAUCGAUGUCCUUGAUUGGUGAGAGAUUACUCCUGUGGGGGUGUGCGUGAGUGUGUCUGUAUGUGUGUGUCAUCGACUGAUUGGGAGGGGUGUAAUAGUUAGCAUGGAUGAAGUUGGUCUGCUGCUGGGAUUUUGUUAAUUUGUUGUGUUAAGAGCUGAAGCUCAAUAGGUGGAUGAUUUACACGGUUCAAGAGGCUGAGGGAAGCGAGCAUGUUCAACUCGACACGGUCAAUGAGUCACCUAAGGUGGUUAAGAAGUGUCACUGAAUGUUUCUUUAACCUACUGCCAGGCACAGAAUGACUUCCUAUUUUUAUCUCAGCAAUAUUUCACCAAACGCACAAUGUAAUAAGAUCAUGCAAAGGGCUCUUACUGGAAAAUUCAGUGUAAAAGAUGCUCUUUUGAUAUCUUUUAAGUCAUCUAAGAAGUGCAUCCUUUGCACCGAUGUGACCAACAUACCAGUGUUAAAUGCAGAGAGAGGCAUUGUAUCAUGUUACAGUUUACAGCAGCUUCAAUGUGCGAAGAAGAGCAGCCUAACCACAGCUCUUUUUGAUGCUUUUCUCCUUCAUUAUGCCAUAAUUACACUUUCAAAGGAAACUGUAGUGUACUUUAAGGUAAACAAAUCUUGUAAAGUGCUGGUUUGAUUGAGAGACUGCAUUUCAAAACAAGAGACCUGCAGGGUGGUAGCUGGAGUCUGUAAUGUGGACAUGGGUGGAGGGUCUGUCCAUACCUGAGCUCAGCUAUCACGCAGAGUGAGGUGGUGGUAAUAGAUGGUAGCAGAGAGAGCUACACAGUUGCACAGAAACUGCAGGUUGCAGAGCACGAUGGAACAUAGUUAGCUGGUCCAGUUAAUUAAUAGUACUUUUGAUAUUAUCAGCUUAAAAUGCUGGUCAUACAUUGUGUCUGAGUGAAGCCAGCCGCCACUUGCGCUACUGCCAUGAUGCUAUUGAGCGCCAAUCAGAUGUAAAGAAGCAUAGAUGAGGAGGAUUAAGUUGUGUUAUGAAGGCUUAAAUGGUUUAAAUGGAAUACAACUGUUUUACUAGUGCAACACACCACCAGCGCAGUCAUGUGGUUUUCAAACCUGCAGGGAUGACUGAAAGGCCAGUGGUGCUAGCUCUGCAGGUGUUAGCCACACUAAGAAAUGCAUUCAACACUAUUUCAUUUCAGAUUCUGUCAUCCAGUGUAAUCCAAACUUAAUUUUGACAAGUGUCUGGAUUUUUUUAUAAUCUUUAGACUAGUUGGUCAUUUGGCAUGCAAAGAAAAUAAGUCGCCUCAGGACAUCCCAACUGUUUAAAAAAGUGUUGCUCCCAUCAACUUUAAAACAAGCCAAUUUUUGAGUUUUAACACUUUUUAUAUCCGGACACUGUCUUUGAUUAAAAAAAAAGGCUGUUAUUGAAUUGCAAACCACUAAAUUCUGCUUUUAUUAACAUAUUUCCAAACAUCCCAACUAUUAAAAGAUAGGAGUUUUUAUUUUUGUUCAACUGAGCCCAUCUUUAGUGAUUUCAUAUCACAUUUCAAACCACAUUUUAUAUCUAACUUGUUCUGCAGAGCUCUGAGACUGUGGGAAGUAUUCUGUGAAAAUCAUUUUUACUUGAGGAUAUUUUAGAGAAAACAUGACUUUGCAAAAUUAUACGAAGGGUGGCCUGUGAAAAAACAGAGUUCUGCUAGUAUAAACAUGACACUCUGCUACCUAAGGCCAUCAACAUUUCUUUCAAAACACAUCCUAACCAGUGUUACCACCUCAAUCUUCUAGAGAGGAACAUCAACAGAGGUAAUUUCCCUCACAGGAGGCUGUCAGCUUUCCGUCAGCUGUCAGCGUUUUGCCUCUUUUCAAAAGAGCAUUUGAUUCUUGUAGUUUUCCUCUCCUUGUGAAAAGGAGUAGACAGAUGUAGAAGCCAUUAGCCUCGGGGAGAGACGGCACAGAUGUGUCAACAAGACUUGACUUUUACAGUCCAAGUGAAGUCUGAGCAAACAGUGGCUGUGUGGAGGCCUGUGUGGCUGAGCAGUGAUCCUGGGACACGGUCGCACGGCGUUGCCCCGAGACUCCAAACAGACCGUGACUCUAGUUCUCAUUACAAGAGCAGGUCAGACCACCCCAAUACGGAAAAUAAAUAAUGCAGGGGAAAACCUGAGUGCUGCCACCUCACUGACAACAUCCACACAGCCGUGUCCUUCAUGAAUAAGCGCCUCAACCUUUUAUAUACUCCUGCUGUAGGCUGGGGGUUUUAUGCUCAUACUGCACUGGAGUUUUUUUAGCCAAAUAUCUGCAAUUUCAUCUCUAUUUCUGAGAGUUUUCUUUGUCAGUGGCAUCUUAAAAAGAUCUUUUAUUGUUACAAAAACUCAUAUUUAACAGAUGACACCAGCAUAUUAAAAAACACAUGUAAAGAGCUGUAAAUACACAAAGAAUGCGCUGUUUACAAUCCAUAUUAAAGAAAAAAAAAAAGAAUAAAAAUUGCACAUGUUGCUUUUUUCUGUCCGACGUUCACAUUAAACCCAAUAAUCUACCCUUUUACUCUCAGCUACGGCAAAGAUAAGCAGCAAAUCCUCAUUUUUAAAGAAGCACUUAGUGAAAUUUCAGCAGUUUUGCGUGCCAAAAAAAAGCCACUAAUGUUGGUCUAUUAAUUUUCUGUAAUCGAUAAACUGUUUUAAGCUCUUCUGUCAGACUAUGUACACAAUCUAAUUCCACUCAUUUCUCUCUUUCUUGCUUUCUCAUGGGCCUCCUAAAAACCCUUGAAAAAUCCAAUUCUUUAUCUUAAUUUGAUCUCAAUUUCCUCUAGCAGUCGCAAUGGAGAGUCCAAGAUGAAAGCCUUGAAAUUCUAAUUAAGCUGUAAUGGCAGCAGCAAGUUGAUAUUUUUCCUGCCUGUGCGUUUCUCCCUCGUCAGCCCUCUCCCUCCUUCUAUGUUUAGCUUGAUCUCUUCAAAUUUAUUUCCUACUUUGUAACCAGAGGCAAGAGCCCUUGACUCGCUGCCCCCACAGCCGCAGCCAAGGCAGCCAUUUAAGUUGUGAUUAAAAAUUAAUGGUUGAGUGAGAGAGAGGCAGCAGAGAGGGGAACAGGGGAGGGCAGGGGAAAAGAAAGAGACAAUGCUCGAGCAUGAGGGGAAGGCUUUGGAGAGGGGAGCAAAGCCCAGGCAGCAGCUGCUCCCUGAUAGAGGGUUGGAAGGUCUCCUCAAAACUCUGCUGUGUUUAACUGCGCUGCUCACGCCCCGCCAUGAAUAUUGCAUUACCGCACUAUAGGGUUCCUUGUGUUACCCCCACAGAGUGUCGAGCAGAGUUGCAGCCACAGAGCCAAAGCGGCCAAGUCAAGCCUGGCCCCCACUGUGAUGGGGGGUUGUCCACAUUUACCCAGACAUACCUCAAAAACCAGAGCAGUUUUCACACUGUGUUUUUGCCAGAUAGCUUCAAAGGAUGAAGAAAAAACUCAUUUUAUUCCACGUCAAAAGAAAUUAUCGAUACGAAACAUAAAACGGGGUUUUCUGGCCCUGAAAUGUAUUUCUGCCUCAUGUUGGUGUUUGGAUCCCGGAAGAAGUUGUUUAAGGACUAUUUACUGUGCGGCCAAAGGGAUGGCUCUCACUCAAGUUUAUCUCUAUUUAAAUUCAGACAUUAUAAGACAGUAACAGCACUUUUUAAUGCUUCAGUGCAUGUUUGAUCAGUUUCAAGCAAAAAUCAGCCAAGGCAUCUUAAUGUUAAAAGCAUGAAGAUUUAAUUUCCAUAAUUAAUGGUGUCUGAUAUAAACACAAUACAUCAAGCUGUUUCCAGUCCAAUACAGUGUAACCCAACCCACUUUGUUAAUACAGCACAUUAAAAAAGAGUGUUUUUCUAAAACUGGUAGAAUUAAAAACUAACCAGAAGACUUGAAGCAGUGAAAGUGCACACAAAAAGGCAGAAAUGAGAGAGACAUGGAGGAAACAAAAAGAGGGUUAAAAUACAUAAAACACUGCAGAUUGCAUAAGACAAUUAAGUUACAGUCAGAUGAGGUGACAUGCAACCUAUCAGCUUGUUAUUUCUGCGUCAUCUCCCAGUUAUUACAGACCAAAACAAUCGACAAAACAAGUUAGCAUGUGGCUAAUGGGAUGUAUGCACAGCAAUGAAAUGCUGUCUUUUUUACAGCUCUAUACCGUUUGUUUGUGUGAUACCUUAACUUUGUCUUUAUGUACGUCCUUUCUUUGUCUAUCCAAUUUUUUUUGUUUACCUGACUUUCUGGAACCGUAUUUGUGGCCCUCUGAAUACUUAGGCCAGUUUUAGUCCAAUGGGGUUGUGUACAUUUUCAAUGUAGUGCGAUUUCAGUCUGAUUUAUGUGUUUACAUGUAUUUUAAAAGUCCAGUUGUAGUCAGACGAGUGCAAUAAGUCGAUUUUUGGAUCAUGUAAACAUACUGAUUGUAAAAUGAAAAAGUAAAAAUACAUUAGACGAUAAAAAAUGUAAAUGUCUUAGCAUCAGUAAUACACAAUACACAGAAAAACAGCAUGAGAACUCCUGCAAAAAUAACAGGUCUAGAUUGUACUCAACAACAGCGAACCAGUAAGAGCACUUAUUUGUAAACAUUUGUUGACUGAAACAAAGGAAAAGCUUCAUUUAACAAGCACAAAUCUCAAGCAGAACCAGAGUCCUUGGUUAACAGUCAUCUGCUUUGACUGAAUAAUAAAAUGGAAGUAUUGGUGUUAUUGUAUCUACCCAGUUUACCAAGUGCAGGUAUUAUAGAUGUUUUCAUGUUUAUACACACAACUCCCCUGUUAAGUCAAAGCUCUCCCCGAAGGCCACUGAAAUAAAGGGCAAUCAGUUUUCGUCUUUCCCAGCCCACUCUGCGCCUCGGUCUGACUCUUCGGCCAUUUCUCUAAAAGCUAAACAGAAAUACCAAGAGAGCGCGCAAGGUUGUGACCUUGACUUUACUAGAUGAUGAGCUAUGGUGCUUGCAUCACGUCCUGACCCUUUUUCUUCUCCUCCUGGCCUCAUUCUCUGUAUCGUUUCAUUACAGCGCUCCUCAGAGCCCAUUACCCUCUGAUAUGAGUGCACAUUUCUGCACUGCCUAUCUGUUUUCCCCUGUUAGUGAAAUUCAACCAGGAUCGCUCAUGUCUAUUUGAAUGGAAAAGCCACAUAUAUUUACACUGGUAUCUCACCAAAGCUAACAAGACAAGAGACGGUAACGAAGGUUUUGAAGAAUUCAAAGUCACAAUUUUGAUAUGACUUAAAAAUGCAUUUAUUGGUUUCAUUGCAGCAAAUUGCAUUUAAAUGUCUUAACAAAUCCCAUGUCUUUUUGCAAACUGUGCAUCAGGAGAUUAGAAAGAUGUUGAACUAAAGACUGGGAGCACUGACACAGGUAAUCUCUCAAAUGGACAUUUCACAAGGAAUCAGUAUCAAUGUUAGUUGACUUCAGUCAACAGUUGAAAUAUUGUUAUAGAAAACACUGCGAAGAGCAGAUGACUAUAAACAAAUCAUAAUUUCAAACAAUUCUCUUUUAAAGAGAUGGUUGGCUUUGUAUGAGGUUUUUGUCAAUAGUUAGUGUCCUAUCCACAGAGGGAUGCUCCUCAGCUUGAACAAACAUUACUAACUGCCACAUACUGGCUUUUUUUAAGUUAUUUGCAUCGUUUGCAUUUGCAUACAGUGUAUGUUUACAUCAACAUUCAUACUCAGGUGGGACUUCAUAAAAAUAAGGUGGUUGCGUUAACUUCAUCUGCGUUAGCUUUUUUCCAUCUGGUUUGUCACACUGGGUGGACUGUGCUGACCAGGAUCCCCUUUGGUCAAUUCACUCACUAACAACAAGGACCUAAUACAACCUCACUGAAAAAAAGAGAACUGUCCCUUUAAUUAGGGUUGCUUGUUUAUGGUAAUACCAUAGUCAUGAUUGUCUUGACGGAUAUUGAUACUGUGUAUAUUUAAAAAAAGAUUACCAAUGAUUUGACAUAUACAUUUAAGCAGCUUAAACCUCUUAAGACUUAAAAACCGUUAAUUCUUUGAAAGAUGAUAAGACUUUUCUUAAGUCUGUCUUUUUUGUUUACCAAAGCACACACCUGCCUCCUCCUUCUUUAGAUAUCAUAAUUUUAUGACUGUGGGGGGCCAUAGUUAUGACUAAAAUUAAAAUCUGAUAAAUCCUCUCACUCUUCUUUUCAGCACUGAAGCUGAAGUUCACUGCAGAGUUUCAGGUUGGUGGGAGUUCUGAGGAGUUAAGAUGUGAAAGUGCCAGAAGGUUUAGAUAUAAAAUCAAAAAGUGAGGCAGCAACACUGCUUGUUGAUAUUCAGCAAUGCAGUUAAAAGUUUGGAAACUUAUUGGACUCUGUUUUUCAGAGUGAACGUACAUGUAUAGUAAUAAUAGUUAUUUUUCCUGAGGUAUGGUUAGCCUAACUAUCGAAGCACCAGCUGUAUGGAGGCUACCAUCCUCAAGGACUCAAAUCCAGUGUGUGACCCCAUACCCAAGUCCAUGCAGGUCAAACUAUUACAAAUUAUAGGAUGCUUUAAAUUAGCAGGUCAGUAUUACAGAAAGUGAGAUAAAAGGACAAUUUAAAAGCUUGCAUAAGUGAUAAGUUUGCAUAUUUCAAAUGUUUAAACCCAAAAAUAUAGUUUCAGCCCAGAGGAGAAGCUCUUGUCAAACGGUUAUCCCGUUGAAGACAAACUGCUGCAUCAUAUUUAGCAUUAUCAACCACAGCAGUGAAAAAACUAAGCAAAAACAGGACAUUGUAGCUUUAAAGGUUGUGUCUUCCUUAAUUGUCAGGCCAUAUUUGUCAUUCUGUAAACAUAAACACAUAUACAAAGCACUGAUUAGUUACUUUAAAGCAGAAUAAAAACUGAAAUAGUAUCUGGAUGUUCUGUGUAAUUUAAUUUAAAACAGUGGAGAGUCCCUCGCGAGUCUGCUCUGCACAUUUAUUAUUACAAUAAUCUCCUUUAAAUAGAGCUAUGAAACCAAUAGAAAUGGAUGUCAGCUAAGGAUGUCGACUUGAAGGUAUUAUCAGAUUUGUAAUUUGCUUUUGCCACCUCCUCCUCAUCACCCACCUCCUUGUUGCUACACUCUGUUCCCUCCGUUCUUUCCACGCUUCUUACAUAAUUUGUUAAUUCUGUCCUAUUUCCUCUGCUGCUGCUGCCAUCACUGCUCUUGCUUUAGGUCUUAUUUGCAAUGCUAAUGAGGCGAGGCAGCAAGUAAUGGUUUGUAGGGAAAAGAGGCUGCCUGGGAAGAUGGUGAUAUGGAAAUAUGGCUCUCUGUUGCAUCUGGACAACUCUCUCUGAGAGCAGCUACAUCAUUUCACGAGCAGUAAACAUUUAACUACAUCUUUUGAGCACCAAGGUAUCGCCAACACUAGCACCAGUUGUGAAAAACUCAUUCUGAGAUGAUUCCUCAUAAGAAAAUCUGAAUCCUGGAGUGUCGUCUUUUAAUUAAAAUUGAUAGAGGGAAAAUGUUAUAAGGUGUGACCAUUCAAUAAUUUAGUUCAAAGCUUUGCAUUUCCAUCUAGAUGUUUCGAGAAAGAAAUGUAAAAUAUGAGCCUCAGCCUCAAGCUCGCCUCUAGCUUUCCUUUUCCCAUCACUGCGGUCGACCAGAUGAUUCUUGAUUAAAGCAACAAGCAAGAAACCAUUAUUCGAUUUCACUCCAUGUUACCAUCAGGCAGCUUUCAGUGGGCAGCUCCCCACUUAUCUCCCUACUGUCCAUGUGAUUGAAAUUACAGUCACGCCAAUAGCAAAGGCAAGUAAAUGGAUUAUUGAGCAACUGUAAGUGGCUCGCUCUGCAGAGCCAGCUGUGUGUGCUCACUGGCCACACACAAAAAGAAAUCUAACAAUAGCACAACACAGCAUGUAGUCGCUUUCAGAGGAGUAAAAGAUGGUUUAAUUUCACUUAGUUACAAAUGUGUUUUUAACCAUUCUUUAUAAAUAUGGCUACAUGCCAAUGCUACAUUGAAGGUAAUGCAUUUAUAUAAUUGCGGGCAUGGGUAUGGCUCCUUUUAAUUUGAUGGCCUGAAGAGAAAAUCACAGUAAGAAUACUUCAAAUCGUUCAGUACAGCUGGAACAGUCUUGAGAAGAAUGAAGAACACUUAAUAAAUCAUUGAUGCAACACAAUAACUCUCAAUUUUAAAUGACUCAUUUGUGUUUGGCAAGAGUGCACUGUAUAACAGAGUUUAAAAAAGGCUUUUUACCAAGACUCUGUUUCUUAUGUCUAUUUUAACUUCUUCGAUGCAUGAGACAGGCAGUGCAAACUAGCUUUAGCUAGAAACAAUGUAGCACGUAGCAUUUGUUUACAAUGCUACUCACUUGUCUUAUACAUGACAAUAAGUGUCCAAUAGAUGUGUUGCAUUUAAGAAAAUCUUCCUGAAUGGGAGUUCCCGUCGAUCUGGUUUGACAUAAAGCACAGACAGUAGAAAUAAAGCAUUAUGUAGCAGCUGAUUCUCACUGGAAUUACUUUUUCUUUUUCCCUAUUAAGACCUGUGUUUUUGUGAUUGUAUGGAGGAUUAUCUAAUACUCCAAAACAUCCAUGAGUUGCUGCUUUUAAACUGUGCUCCAUCUUAUUCUUGUAUGCACAUAUUUCAUCACACAGAGUGUCUCUCUACUUUGUUUGUGGACCAGACAUUAAAGAUGAAGUAGAGUAGAUGGGUCUGCUUGAGUCUGAUGAACUACAACAUUAAUAAAGAGAGGAGGAUGUAGCCAUUAGCUCUGUGUAUUUAUGAUGGUCUGAGUGUGUAUGUGUGUGUAUGAGUGGUGUUUAUGAGAGGAUUGCUGUUUAAGAACAACUAAGAAGCAUAUUUAUCCACCUGAAAUAUGGUUAUAUUUCCCUUUAAGCGUCUUCUGGACUCGCUCAGCUUGAUUUAAAUCAGCUCCUUGACAAUUACACCCCAGAGGACUCUGUGUUAUUUUGUUCUCCUGUGGUUUGUCCACAGGGUGGUUUUAAUAUCUCCUCUAUGAAGUAGGGCUGAGUCUGCCCGAGGCACGUAUAUUUCUUAAAACAACAUAACGUGAUAAAAUUAUAUGUUCCAAUGAUUUGAGGGUGCACACAUACUUCAGGACACUGUGGUUAGAUUAAUCUCUAAGAGGAGAUAGUGGCUGAAGCCGUCCAAUGGUACACCAGGGAUGCCGUGUUCAUGAAAGCUGCAGGGUGGAGGUUCCCCUCCUGCGCCAUACGCACAGUCUGAGUAAACACACACAAAGCUGUCAGAUGUGAAAUGUAGAUUAUGAGGGUGUGCUUUACUGCUUGUUGUUGCAAGAUAAACGAUGAAGAAUGCACGACACUGUGAGCAGAGAAUAUUUCUUUUUCAUGGCCAGAGAUAAAAUUCAUCUUGGAUGGUGCUCAAGAAUAUUAAGAGAGGAGAAGAAGAAGAAGAAAGAGGAAACUCAAAGUAUUUUAGGAGGCAGCAAAUUGUGGAGAGACUGAGAGAGCCUUGACAUAUAAAAUCACUCCAAUAAUUUGAUUUUCUGUUGCAAGUUUCACAUUCAUGAAAUUUAAUAGGAGUUUUAAAUUGCAGUGCAGCAGGUCAACACAGAGAAUUUAUUAAUUUACCAGGAAAAGUGUGUUUGUGAGUCAGUGAAAUUAGGCAUAUUGACCAUGCAGUUUGUAUUUUCUUUGGCAUCGGCACAUCCCUCUGUUUGGCCACUACUGAGGAAAAUAAAACCCAUAUUUCUGAAGCACUCCUCCAAAAGUUAUGAGCAGACCUUUUCAACAAUCCUGAGUCAAGCUGGGAUGAUUGUUUAAUGACUUGAUUGCUUGAUGACGAGAAAUUUUGUUAAUUGAUUGAUUGCUCAAAUUAUUUUUCGAGCUCAAAUGCCAAACAUGAUGGUUCCAGCCACUGAAAUGGGAUAUUUGAUUGUUUUUCUUUGGCUAACAUUGAAGUUAAUUGAAUCUUUCUUUUUAGUUUUCUUCUCUUAGUUGGCAGUAGUUUAAAAGUCUCUCAGAGAACUCCAAUUUAUUGUUUUUACUGCUUUUUUUGUGCGAUAAUUUCAGACAUACUUAUCAAGCAGAAUGAGCCAAAAGCACAGAGAGUUCAUCAUCAGUAAUUAUUUUAUAUUCUCGCCUCCAGUCUCAGUCUAGAUGUCCUUUUGGUUACAGACUAUUUGAAAAACAAAAGCAGUGAUUCAUUAUGUAUUCAGCAUUUCAUUUGCAGCAGGUAGACCAAGAUUGUAUUCAUUUCAUGUUGUUGUGUUCCUGUUUGUUCAGCCCGCCCUGUUUUCCUGCAGCCUGACAACACAGCUCUGCUCACAACACGGCCAAGAGCACAGUAGACAAUUGGUACAAAGGUCAAAGGCAGUUUGGCGAGGCAUGAUUCAAACCAUAACGAGUCCAAAACAGACUCAGGAAAUCUGCCUGACCCUCGGGUCAGGUUCAUUAAGUCGGCUUACAGAGUUAGCCAGCUGUCAGACAUGUUCUCUUUUAGUAAAAUGCAAAGCAACAAAAAAGAAAAUCCUGAAGAGGCAAUCCAAACAUAACAAAAAGUGCAACAUUUAAACUGCAUUCACAGAGCUCCUGAUAGCAGCCCCAGGCCACUGAGUACUAGUCUCUCUUUCCAGCCCGGAUUUGAUUGUGAAAUCUGUGUGUUUGAGCAGUAAAGCACUUGAAAAAGCUUUUCACUUGAAAUUGCCUGCUCCCCAUGGGGCUGAGGACUGGAGCCUCAGCAAACACAGAAAUUAGAAACUGGGAGAAAAUGAAAAUCUACUCCUCCUGUCACAUCAUUGUGUACUGGGAAAGAUCAUGCACUUACACUCUCAAAGAUAUUUGGCAUAUCCUUGUUUUUCUUUAGUCUUUGACAAUUUAACAUAUUGAUGCUACAAACAAGAAGUUCCUGUAUCUAGCAUCACAUUAGUUACUCAACUCUUUUUUGGAUAUAAAACAUGGAAAAAUAUCCAUUGCAAAUGUCUUUCUUGUCAAACUACCGCUCUGGAUCAACCCCAAGCAUACAGCUGACAGCAGAAUACCCUGAAAUUUACACACUUGAACCACGGGUGCUGGUUUAGCUCAGCUGGUAGAACAGGUGCCUCAUGUACAAAGGCUCCAGUCUAGGUUGAAAGAUCUGUUUUCAGUCCAGGUGCAAGUCAUUCCCUCUUCUCUUCCCGUCUUUUGCUUCUCUAAGCAUUGCACAGGAGGUCUAAUUCUUAAUGAAGCCGUGUGCAUAUUAAUGUAAUAUUAAUGUAAAAAAAGCAAAGUUACUGGAGUCAAACUCUCUGUUUGCACCCAUCCCUGGCUAAUAAAACUUGCUCUGAUUUACACAUUUUCUCUCUUUCUUCUCUUUCUUUCUCUUUCUACCCUGUUAAUUUAGGCCCCAGAAGGAUAAUGUUAAAAAAUAACCUCACCUGAAACUGUCUGUGGAAACCCUCGAACAAAGAAGUUGCAAACUAGUUUUCUUCCUCAGCGAAUCUAUCAACAGUUGAGAAGGAUUUCUAGCAAAGCAUCAGUAACAAACUAAUGAUCCGUACAUUUUUUAUAAAAGAAAGAUGCAGAAGCAGCAGGACAACAAAGGCAAAAGCACUCCAUGGCAACAAACAUGGCAAGAUAUAUCAGUUGAAUUGUACAAGCAAAUAUGGGAACCUGUAAACUAAAUAGAAACAAGUCCAGGACUGACUUUGGCCAUGCCUCUUGUUUACACCUCUCAGAGUGGGAACUUAAAGGCUCCCUUAUGAGCUCUCUGGAGCCAUCCUCCUAUACGUUACCCAGUGCAUAGUCAAGUAUGCAGGCACACACGCUCAAUAUGAAGCCGAAUGUGUAUGGGAGCGCAAGGAUAAACAGCAAGUACAUCUCUGGUCUUAAGCUUCUCUGAGAGUGGAUGGAGGCAGCGGUGAGUUCUUCCUCUCACUGCAGCUCUUCACUGUAUUAGCUCUUAAGUCUUUAUCUCUCUCUGUCUCUCUCUCUCUGCCUCACAUAAACCCUCUUCACACUUCGCCUGAGAGCACCUGAGCUUUCAGGGAAGAACACAUAUAUACUCCGACAACCAAACACACUCACACUCACACGCACACAUACACACAGCUGCUGCAGCUGAGCCCCCCCUGCUUACAGUGGUGUUUGCUCUGCAUCUUCCUCCCUCUGCUGUGGAAAUAACCUGAUCAGUGAUGGCUGGGAGGAGAUGCAGCCCCAAACCCUUCCUUCUCAAGGAACAAACAAAGUCUGUCACAAUGUCUGUCAGCGACUUUAUAUGAGAGGGGUUUUAUUUUGAUUAGUACAGAUCAGAUGUUUGCUGUUGAGCUGGAAAGGUUAUCACUAAAUCUCCUAUGACAACCGUUUUAAUACUGUUUGUUUGCUCUAUCAUGGUUUAAUUUUGCUGUUAGCAUCCAGCCGUGAUUGCAUAACCCUUAAAAAAACUCUAAUCAUGAUCAUUUAUCUUAAUUAAAGCCUUUGAUUGUUUUAAACCAAAGGUUUUUUUUUUUCCUCCGCUCCUGGCAAGCUUUGACUAUACACCAAAAAUCAGGGGCAAACCAGUCAAUUUAGAUAAAGGAAUAGACCGUAGCUGAGAGAAUAAAGGGAGAAUUACCAUAGCAAACAUGAAAAAGAUUGCCUCUGAAAACCAUUUCCUUCUCUACUGCUGCUCCGACUGCGCUCACAUCAAACAGCAGUGCAGUCUGAAAAGGUCAAAACCAGCUAGAAACACUUUGCUUCUGUGAAAUCUUCCUCCUUCAUUUCAUGGCCUAAUUACUUCAAAACAAAUGUGGGAGAAGUAGCACGCUCAACAAACAGCGGGACUACAGCAUGAAGGAGAGAAAAGUCCACAGAGACGUGAUGAAAAUGAAACUUAACCGUCACUAAAGGAAGACAUGAAAUUUUAUCAGUGCCUGAAGGAAGAUAAAAAUGUCCUACCGGGGAGUGUAAAAGAGAUUAUGAAUAUACAAAUACCAUAAAAAGAGGAGGAAAGAGACUAUAUAAACUCGAGGAAAGCAUAGAGUACGUAUCAGUGCUGGAGUAGAGAGAUAUAUAAAAGAGCUUUGGUUGCUCGUCCAGCCUCACACCCACACGCUCUCUCAUCUGUUCUCCACCUCUUCCUGCACCCCCCUCCUCCUCAAACAUGCCUUCCUCCUCUUGCUAAUUAUCAAGUGUGCUGCCUUAUUCCUCCAGCAGCUUGUUAAGCUCUCCAGGAGCACAGCUGACCCACUUUACAUGCAGAAAACCCUGCUGAUGGUUCCUUCCUCUCUUUUCAGUGAGCCCGGCAACACUAUAAACGUAUUAGAGAUACUUAACCUGCAUCAGAGAAUCAGUCACACAAGGAUACUGGUGUAUAUUUCACAACAGGGAGACAUUUCUUACUAAUGUUUCACAAAACAAAUGUUGAAGAAAACUAUCGAAGGGUUGAAUGCUUGGUAAUCAGUUUGUUUUGUCGAUUAAAUGGUCUCCUUCAUUCUACUACAUUUCUGUCAUCAGCUGAACAAUUCCUGUCUAUAAAUUAAAAAACAAUCCAACAUAAAGAUUGCAAAUUUUAUGAUAAAUUUGAAACGAUUAGGCUGAAAUAUCUCUGCUGUUUUCAGUGGAGCAGCUGGCAGAAGUCUUGCUUUGGUCUGCAUCUUUCUUAACUGCAUCAGAAUUGAAAGAGAGGGGGGAUGGGGUAACUACAGCAAGCUUUAGCUGUUUACAAGGCACAGUAAUCCACCGCUGUGUGUGCCGAUGCACUUUUAUUUGUGGGAAGAAAUAAAGGCAGGCAAGACCAGAGCUGCAUAUAACAUGCUACCAUCACCAGUGAAUCUAGGAUUGCAAACCCUACCCUCUGCCCAUCACCGGCUCGCCUCAAACAAGCCAUGGCAGGGCUCACACAAGGUCACUUCACCUGGCGGCACAAUCAGGUGCUCAAGAGCCCGGCACCAGCUUUAGAGUGAGCUGACUGUGACUGACUCCUCGCCCCCUAGAGAAGCAAAUCCCCUGAGGACAACGCUUGUCCAAGAAACAGACCCAAACAUCCACCCAAGAAACUAGAAACGAGAGACCUGGGCAUGACACGAGACUGGAAGGUAGACGUGGAUGUCUGUAAACAACUCUCAUCCAUGCCUUAUGUUUAUGCUGGUGGAAUAACUGCAGCCUAAAUCCAUGCAUUAAGAUUUUAGCUUUAUAUUAUGCAACCUCAUUAAUCUGAUAUUAUAACUUACACAGUGUAGACGAUAGCUGCUCACACUAUCCAUGAAAAUUAAGUGAUAGCACUGUUUAAUUGGCAUGACCAUAAUUUAAACAUCACUUACACUUAUAACCCAAAACAGUGAUUACUAAUGAUCAUGUUCAUACAUUAACACUUAUCCACCACUGUGUAAGUAUUAUUUUCUAAGGGUAGCAGAGGCUGAUGGGAACUGAGUCAUGAGUAGUUUCAGAGCUUCCCAUUAAUGAACAGAUGUGUGCUUUAGUUUAAACGCUGACCUGUCGAUGGCGCUUAACUAGCUCCAAAGUGAUUAGCAUUCAUCCUGGUAUCAGUUCAAUCGAUCCGAUAGAUGUCACCGUGCAUAAGGUACACAAGUGAUGGAUCAGAGCCGCACUGCUAAUGUAGGUUCACUCUUCAUUGUUGGAUAUCAUCUAAUGAAUUUCAGCGCUGUCAGGCUUAAAUGAUUUUGUGACAGACACGAGCUUGAUUUGUAUUUGCAUAGGCAUUAAUUAAAAUUCAGCUAACUAAAUCAGAAAUGUGACAUUUUAAUGAUUGCUCCCACAUGUCUCACUCAAGACAUUUCUUUCUUCAUCGGCAUCUGCUCGGGUUAAUGCGCCUCUCUCUUCAGCGGUAGAGCUUUGAGGCAGAGUGGUGUAAGAGUCCUGGAUUCUUAAUUAACUGUCAGUUGCGGAGAUUUCUUCAAAUUUCAUCACCUGUUGACUGUUCGUUUCCAUCGUAUCAACAGACCCUGUGCGGAGGGUUUUCUUUUUGGCUUUCAUUCCUGUUAUUCCACACAACUCGCUGAUUAUUAACAUAUUAUGACAUUUGAAAAGGAAAAAGAAAUAUUUCAAAGCACAUCCAGCCCUCCUGCAUUCAGGCUAAUCUCUUGUAUACUCUUCUCUUGUCACAAACUACAUCAAUAUUUACACAUGAAAGCAAACAGAGACAACAGUGCAUCCUAUUAGCACUGUGAAGUAAAUAUCAGUGUUCCUGUCACGCUCAGCUUAGACACAGACAAGACUGGAAUAUCCUGCACCAAUUAUAAACCCGCUUAAACAUCACUCUUCUCUAGCUGCCUGGGACGCCGUCUGGAUGGAUGCCUCCUCAUCUCUGAGGGUUAAACUGCAUCCAGCUCUAUAGACUCCAGCCACCAUAAAGGCAGCUCCCUGUAAAAGCAUGAUGUUGUUCUGAACAUUCCCAUCAUUAGCCGUACGUCCUCUGCUCUGCGGCUCCCCUUCCCCCACUCUUUAGAGCAAAAUCAAUAGCAUCUGCUGCUGUCCGCCUAAGCCUGCCUCACUGCUGAAGGAGACAAACAGUGGGUGAGCUAAAUUGAUUAAGCAUCAAGCUAUUUUAAAAGAUUAUGAUUUCUGAGUUUGUACACAUUGAUUGAGCAGUAAAGUAAGCAAAGCGUGCAUCAUAAUGUUCUUCAGAUUUUCCUACAGAUACUCUUCUAACGUCUGCCAUCUUGUAAAAAUCGACAAUUGGGCAUCGAGCUGUUGUAAAGAGGAGAUAAUUUCUGAGUUUGUAAACCUUUAUUAAACAGUCAGCGAAGCACUUGAUGCUGAGAUGGAGAAAAGUGCAAAGACAAUAUGUAGGAGCUGAAAUUUCAAAAAAAAGGUUCAUUGAUACCGGCAACACGUUAAGACAGGGACAACAAAGAACUGAAAAAAAUGUGUAAUGCUAAAAUAAUAAAUAGCAAUAAUCUCUGAGCUCUCAAGUAACACUUGUAUGUCAUGUACGUUUAAAACAUACAUGACUCUGCAGUGGAAGUCACUGCACAGACUCCCAAAAACCCUCAAAUCCUGUUCUCUUCCCAGUGCAAACAAGAACCAUGAGUAAGCAUGAUCCAGACAUGCCGGUGGUGGAAAACUGUCCUGUGGUCCUGUUAUCUUCUUUCUGGAAAACAUGGACGCCCUAUCCCAUGCGCAAUAUAUUUUUUUUGUAGGAUGAUAGGGUAAAGUCCCGCCUCCUUCGCCUCUGAUUGGCUAGAGAGGCUGGAAACGUCAUCACACGCUCAAGCCAAAUGUCGGUUCUGUACAUCAAACAGAACAUUACACAACAUUAUUGCGCUUCUAGUCUCCUAACCCUUACCCUAACCCAACAGACAAUGACGUUUCGUAGCCAUAAAGAAUAACCAAUCGGAGCCCAGCACUUCAAGCCAUCAGAGGCGAAGGAGGAUGGGACCUUCCCCUACCAUCCUACAGAAGAAAAAAAAAACACAUCCUGUGCCUAGAUGAGUCUUAAAUUCCAAUAAAAAAUUUCUGCCAGUAUCUGGAAAAGCAUCUUUCAAAAUUGAUAAAGCAUCCUGUUUUUAAGAGAGUAUGUUUAAACCAGUCAUGUAAACAAUGACCACAGAUUUCCAACAGGAAGCUCUGCCAUCAUCUGUAAAAUAAUCUUUAAGUCUUUAAAGAUUUUGAAUUUAUGGGCAAACAUAAACCAGUGAAGCGAGCACAGACUGCAGGUUUCCAUAAAAACCUCCACCAUCCUCUACAGAAUAAAUAACAAUGUUCCCCAUGCCGACCAGUGCUUUUGAAAUAAUGAUGAAAGGGCUUCACACACUCCCUGUCUCUGCAGCCAGCAUUUGUCACAUGCCUACAGUGGUUGUGGGUAAUUAGCAUGUGACAAGGAACGCUGCUAAGCUAACAAACGAUGCAUAUGAGAGAGCUAAUUGCAUGUUGUGGCAUAUUUGCCGUAAUUAUCAACCCCACCCACCUGCACAGUCGCCCAUGCUCUAUUGAAAUGUUAGCCUCUUUAAAGUAUUAUCACAACACACGUGACAGCAAACUGUUAAUCAGGAAAGGGCUUUACUUCCUUCACUCUGCCUCCCAGCUGCCUCUGUUUAUUUGCUCUGCAUCUGUUUGAAGUGUUUCUCUGCUUGAACAACACAGGGUCGCACCGGUGGGGGGAAGUGUUUGUUUAUGUGCAUUUAUGUUUAAAUAACACUAUAGGUUUCCCUGAAUUGUUAGAAGUCUGUGUGGCUGUCAUAUUAAUGAGUCGUAUAUAUGCACAAACGUCGUUUUCAGGCUGCACAUUUUAUCCCCGCACAGCCAUAUGUGAGUAGAUUUCUUUUCAGCCUGCUUGCACGCAUGAGAAUAACAUGGUUCAAUUUCCAUUUUUAUGAACAAUCCAGUUACCUCUGUCAGGGAGACUGAUGGAGAGAGGUCUGCUGGAUCAAUGUCACCACGCCUCUGGCAUGCCAAAGAGCUUGUCCACUGUGUUACUGCUUCCUUUGCCUCCCCUCCCCAGCACACACACACACACACACACACACACACUCACACACGCGCUGUUACGAGAACAUACAGUUACACUUUGUCAUACCUCCACCAUUCCUCUCAUGUUCACAAUCUUCCCCUCACUAUUCCUCACCCACCAGCAGACAGGAUACGGUUUGACAUUUGACAAGCCCAUCAGCUUUUCUCCGCUCUCACUCUACAGACAGGCAGCCUGCAGAGGCCCAAACGUAACCUUCAGCUAACUUAACCUUGAGCUUAAUGAGCUACUUAAACACACCCAGGAGAUUCCUCUGAUAUUUGCUGGUUGUAAUGUUAGCCAUGGGCGCUGAAGUCGCUCAGCAUGACCGUUAAAAUGAGAACAAACUUAGUGGGAAGCAUUUACAGGAGAAGUCUCAAAAACAUGGUUGGUCACUUUUCAAGCCCCAGCUGUUAUUAUUUUUGUCAGAGCUGCUACUCUCACCCACACACACACACACACACACACACACACACCAUUUGGCAGCAGGCUUUCAUCCAAAGUAGUAAGAAUUAUGUGCAGUGGGAGUGGAGGUACUAACCCUGGCACUGUUUGUGCUCUUCUCUCCCUAUUGAGCUGUUCGGCACCACAUGGAGCCCACAGAUAGAUAAAUCCUCAUGCAAGCGUAAGAUUAAUCAGAAAUGAUGGUGGCCAUUAGACAAUGUCAGACAAAUAAAACAUGUCCCCCACUCGAUUCUUGUUGAUUUCAGCACAGGAACACAACCUGCCAAAUUAAAUCCCCCUCUGGGCUUUUAUGAUAAACAGCAUGAAGACAGUCUGGCAGAGGGUUCGGUCUUUGGAUUUGACUGUCAGAAAGAAGAAUUCACCCUCUUCACAUGUCUUUUCUGAGUCGUGUGAGGAAAAGGUUUUUGUUCUACUCUCCCACUGAGGAUCUUAAAUAUUUGAAAGACGUGACGCAGACUGCAAAGACGUCAUGCUAGCUUUGUGAAGCUGUCAUAUAAUCCUAGGAAAGCACCCUGCAGGAAAAGAAGAUGUUUUCAAAUACAGAAAGAACUGGGUAAAAAUCCCAUUAAAUGUACAGCCUGGAUACUGUGUGGUUAUGCAUAUCCUAUAAAGCUUUUUCAGUAUCACUGUUGACUAAAUUAUUAAGCAAGGUGCAUUACAUAUCUGUUAUUUCUCUUGAGAGUGCUGCACAAUCAAUACUGUGUUGUCCUCUUUGCUCUGUUAUCUCUCUGUUUGUUGCUCCAGUCGGUCAGAUAAAUCAGCACCAGUCAGACAAAAUACCAGAGAUCCAGUCUUUGUUGGAUGAACAGUAUUUCACCGUUAUUGUAGUCAACAGAUGAACUCUCUAAACUCCAUUGUUGUCUCAGUGAGCGUGUUUGUUUACAGGGUGUAAUAAGUGCAGCUUUUAUGUUAGUAUUUUGGGCUUUAUUUUGUACCGGGAGUUGAAAUGAGAGCAUCUAUAUCAUCGUUUAUUAGGAGGCAGGCAGGCGUUGACUAGCUUGUCGAAUAUGGCAGAGGAAUCCAGCCUGUCUGGCUCUGCCCUGAAGUUAAAGAAUUGCUCGCCUGUACAUCUGACAGUCACUUAUUACCGUGUCAUAUCUCAUUAUUUUCAUCCACCAGCUUGCACUAGAGAUGUAACAUCGAGGAAAGUCAAAGCCAAUAGCAGCACCGAUGUCAAAAAUAACAAUUCAGCCCAUUGCUGACGCCGCUGUCAGUGUUUUUUAAUUAUUUCUAUUAAAUUUUUUGUAGCUAUUCAUUAACCCAGAAGAACAAAGGGCAAUCCCACAGACAGUGUGUUCUAGUUCCUGUAUAUGAUCUACAUUUCAAACAUGUUGGAGAGGCCCCUGGAGUAAACUUGCUGUAGAUGUAUGGAGAAAUGUAGACAUUAUGUACAAUAUUAUAGAGCAUCUGCUUAUACCUAUUACAUAUUGAGAUCCUGGAGGGUAGCAUAAGACUUGCUUCCAAUUUUCCUUCAUCUAUUGUUACCUCCACAGUUCUUUAUCUAUCAAGACUGGUCGGACUCCCCUUCAGAUCUUGUACCUUGGAAUAAAACCCAGAGACAAAAUGUUCUUGUAUUUUGUGAUCCAAGACAUAUAUUUCAAUCAUGUGAGAACUAUUUGUGAGUUCAACGAUUCAAAUGAUCUAAAAGUCCCAUUAUUAUAGAGAUCAUGAACUUUCCUUAUCCCAGCUUCGGACCAUAAUGUGAGGCCAGGCCCUACAACUUUCACAGCUAGUUCUAGUUUGCCCAUUAAAGUUGUAAGUGCAUUCAGGGGGUUGUUUUUCUUAAAAAUGUCUUAAAGCUUUUCCAUAUCUGUAUUGUAUUGUAGCUAUUACUAUCUCUAUUUCUCUAUCUUUUUCACCAUCACCCGUGAGGAUAUUAUUCCAGCAUGUAUUGGCGCAACAUAGUUUUUUUUUUUAGGUAAGCACCAUCCUCCCUUUUCCUUGGGAAUAGUCAUUUUUAUAAGUUAAACCUACCCAGGAGAGAAAUUGGUAAAUUUACUCCAUCCCAUCAUUUCGUCUUUAACAUGUUUUAUAAAGGGGCCAAUGUUUUCAUUAUACAGCUUGGUAAUUUUGGAAAUGACUCUUAUUCCAAGAAAAUUGAUGCUAUAUGGAUAAGAAUUGAUUGAUUGAUCGAUUGUUUGAUACUUCAGACUUGUCAAAAUUAACUUUGUACCCAGAUAUCAACCCAAACUUCUUAACACAUUUGACUAAAGCCGAUGUUGAAUUUUUCAAGUCAGUCAAAAUUAGAAGGGUAUCAUCUGCGUACAGCAUAAUCUUAUGGUGUUUGGUACCUGUUAAUACUCCUUUUAUGUUGUUCUCUUGCCAUACGGUUAAGGAUAACGGUUCUAUAGCCUGGACAAAUAGGAGAGGAGACUAAAGACUACCUUGAGCUGUUAAAUAACUGUGAUGCAAAGCCAUUGGUUAGAACGGAUAAGGAAGGUUUUCCCAGCCUAUAAACUUAGACUAAAAGCCAAAUCUCUUUAGGAUUUCAAAUAGUGAACAUUUUUAAAGCUCCAGUGAAAGGUUCUAACCUGGUUAUGAAACAGACAGAAAUCAAAAGUGGCGCCUCCAAAUGACUGUUCAAAGCAAAAAUGAGUAUUAUUAUGUCAUUAUUUUUAUGUCUUUGAAUCCUGCUGCAGGGUAGGUGUCAGAUCACCGUGAUGAGUUUUUUCACAAAGAAAUUCUCUGAAUGCCAAGACUCAAAAAUGUGGCCCAGUCACUUAAAGCUCCUUUGAGGGGUUUUAAGCUGGUUAUAAAACAGUCUGAAGUUAACUCUGUUGCCUGUUACGACUAGCAACUGCAACAGAGACCAUCAGCAACAAUCAUUAUUCUUCAACAGCAACAGUAUGCUACAGAUACAGAUACUACGGUUUAAGAAAGAAGCUACGGCCAUAGCUCGACUACACUGGGCAUGUAAACCUACCGAAUGCCAAAGACACUACUCAGCUUAGUCCAUCAUCUAUAUUUCAUUUUGUUCAUGCAAGUCCUCAGAGUAUACUGCAGUACAAGCUGUCUUAAAUGGCUUUACACUCACUCUAGAGCUGUAGUAUAUUCAUGCUUGUCUUCAGGCACUUGUUGUUUGGAUUCUUAUUUCUGUGUAUUUCUCUGAAAUUAAAGAGAAUUUGGUCGCCCUUGCACUAAAUUGGUUUUGUAAGGUUUACCUCCCACUACUAGUAGAACACAGUCGGAUUUUCAAAUGGCUCACUGCCCGGUGUUUGAAGUGCAAAUGUUCCUGUGCUGUUGAGUGCAAAAGUAAUGUUGUACGGCACUCAUGAAUCACUCUACUGCACAACAAGGAACAGAUUUGGAUAAUGACUGUGUGUUUCUGUUUUUUCUUUUUCUUACUUCUCAUGCAUUUACAGUUCAGCUUUAAAUAUUUAAAAGUAUACACAUAUAAAUAAUGUCUGUGAGUGUCAGCAGAGAGUGGACAGCCUCAGUGGCUCCUGACUGCUAAACAACCGGCUCUACUGUACAUCACUGUGCAGGAACAAAGCCAUGCACAAAGCUCCCCAUCUCCUGACCUUAAGUCUAGUGUGUGCCUCUGAAUUUUUAUGUGUGUGUUUGUGUUAUUUUGUGAGUGUGUUCCUUCCACCGUGCAUCAGUGUAUGUGAGGAGAGAGUGCCUGCAGGGGUGUCAGCGGAGGUUUAAGAUAUUCAGCUUGCUGUCAGCACCGACACAUUUCUCCCUCUGCACCGCUGCACAGAUAUGCAAAUCCGUCCUCCUCAGAAUGCAGAGCACCAGAUCAGCUUCAAUUUAUUCCAUUCUGCUCUCUCCCUCUCUCUCCCCCUGCACUCACCCUCCCUCUCUGUUCUUGCCUGCUCUCUGUUUCUCUCUCCUCCUCUCUCGGCUGUCUCCACUCUGUCUUUGGUUUUCUGUUUGGUCUUAGCUGCUCUGUUCCUGGCAUAUGCCCCCACUGAGGAAUUGCAUAGAGGUGAGAGGAUUUCUACAGAGCAGAUUCAAGUCUGGGCUUAGUGCAAAGAAGCGCUUCAUUCUUUCAAUCUAGUACAAGAUACAAGAGGUGGAAGAUUGCCCGAGUGUGUGCUUCUGAGCACAUAUAGUCUUUGUGCAUGUGUGUUUUAGUGUUGUCGAAGGUUGUUUGUACCGUCACUCUUCCCUCUUGUUAAUUACCAAUGAAGGAGAAGCAGCGGUCUAUGUUGCUAGUAGUGAAACACAAUUAGUCAGUUGCCAAGCCGCUCUCAAAAAGGCUAUCUCACCAACACACAGUGUCAUCAGUAAUCUAGUCUCAGCAUAAUCUAAAUGCCAAUGUCUAUCCUCUGUGAUCCAUCCCCAGCCCACACUACAUUUACAUUCUAAUUAGAUGUGGCCCAGGCCGCUUUAUAAGGACCCUCUUUAAUAACACGGCUGUAUUCACCUUUUCAGAGUCCCACCGCGGCUGUAAAAAAAAGCAGGCUACACUUUAUAUUUUGUCCCUUUGACAUUGUGGCUACUGAGGAUUUAAGGAGCUUUUUAAAGCCCUCAGCACCCGAGUGUGUGCAGCCCAACAAGAGGUUUUCAUGUCUCUCGAGGAUGAAUUGCAAAUGGUAUUGUGAGAAAUGGAGAUGUAGUGUCAGAGCAGGAACGAAGCUCUUACAUUAAACACAUCACACCCAAUUUGUCCAUAAUAAAGCAUAAAGGACAUGUCAUUGUAGCCCCCGUAGAAUAGGUCUUUACAUUCAUUUAAAUAAAGACCUAUUCUACCAGUCUUCAAUGUAACCAUAGUAAUCCUUAACAGUAUUCAUAAUAUAAUGUUUAACUGCAAUAAGGGCUGCAACUUUUUUUUUAAUCACGAAUCCUCUUGUUUUCUCUGGAGUGCUGGUUUGUCCAUAAAACAGUAGGGAAAAAAAAGGUUAGACAGGUUUAGCACAGUUGUCUUUUUCUUAAGACAACACAUCCAGAUCUUCUUGUUUUUACAUUUAUGAAAAUCUAUCGAAUAUCUCGUUAUUUGUGCUUCGAAGUUCAGAAAACCAACAGUUUACCUGAUUUGAGAUGUACAUUGCAUACUAAUACUAUAUUAGUAUGCUAUUUUACAUAACCACCCACUUACUAUACAUUUCUUAUGCUGCCUACUACCCGGCUACCAACUAACAAUGCAAACCAGUUGGUCGUGCUUCCAUGGCAACAGUAUCCUUGUGGGUCCACUCAUCAAAGUUAAUGAUUUUAUGCAUGUUUCAGUCAUUACAUCAACCUUCUUUGAUGUUAUGUAACACAUUAAACGUAACACUUUCAUCAAUUAUACCGACAUGUUUGAUUACAUUUUUCUGUUUGCAUUUUCUUCUUAAUAAACCAGCCCUGUAUCACUGCCAGAGCCCAAACUGUGUUGCAGGUAGUGGUCGCUUCCAGACAUGUUUUCUUCCAUUUAUUUGAUGUCUCUGUCACUCAGCUGCUCGUUAGUUUCUCUGAUGGUAAUGAGUCAUCUUCUGUAAAUGUGCCAGACUUAUUUCUGCAGGUUUUUAUGAUAUGAUAUGAGUAAUCUUGUUGUCUCUGGUGUUUCUCUUGCUUUUCUGAAUAAAUUAGAGUUUUGACCAAUCAGAAUCAAGUAUUUACCACAGCAGGGGUUUCGUUAAGACUGCAGUAGAAUAAUCUAAUCUGACAUCCAAAUUCACUAAGUCAUCAAUUUUCAUAAUAGGUUGUUAAACAGUCAUUUAGUUUGUGUUUUCAGCUCUAAAUGAAACUCAUAAAAAUAACAUUUCUCUAAAAAGUUCUUUUAAAACAUCUGAACGGUAAAUCAGGUUCCCUCCACAGAUUAUUUCCAUACAGUAAAUCCAUAUCCCUGUGCUAGCUCAUCAAAGUAAUUUAGGUGUAAUUAUCGGCUUUUUAUACCUCUGCUAUAGGAAAACUGUCUAAUUUUGUCUGACAGCUGUUCAAACAACAUGUACUUGCAAAGCUUUCUGAGUGUUCACAGAAUCCGCCUGUUAUUGAGUUCUGUUGACAACAUAUUAUUCUAACAAGAAGACGUGAUAGAAUUUAAUGUUGGAGACAUAAAACAUCUUCUGGAUGACUGCCCUCAUUUUCACUCCUGUAAAUGUUCCCCAGAGGGUGAUGCAAAGUCUGAUAAGGAUACGAGAUUUUCUCAUCACCGGUGUUUUAUCGGGAACAAUGACAAUAACAAUGGUUGAUUUUAACCAGCUGAGGAGAUGAUUGCGGAGGGAAGAUUGGCAGUUUCCCUCUUUAAGUGAUAAGCUGUCAGCAAACAUGAUAAUAUUCAACUUGUUUGUGCUUUUGUGCUGUGGAUUGAGAAGAUGUUUUUUUGUUUUUUUUUUCUGUUGAAGCGAGUCGUCUAAAUCAAUCAACAUAGUACUUUGUUUGUAACCGCCCAGCUGAAAAACACAUUCAGUGCUUUCUAAUCUGUGUCCUCUUUUCGCAAAACAAAUUGAGUUGUGAAGUUUCUCCAAAACCGACAAUCUUUGUCUCAGAAAUACAAUACAUUUUUGAUUUAACACAAUAAAGUUCAGGUUUUCUUCAAGUAUAGAUUAUAAAUGAUUCUUUUAGACUUUGAGAAGUCAUUAUAAAAUCACUGUCUAACACUUAAGCCGGAGAAAGACUCGCUUUCUAUCAGUGCAUCGGUGCUCACACAGCCAGACUCAUUUCUAUGUAGUUCAGUAGGUUUGCGCAUCUACUUCUAAAGCUGAACUUCUCUCUCACUUGUUGUUUUGACUGGCAUGUUUGUGGCCGUGCACUGGCAAUGAUACAUCCUGGAGAGGUGGAUCAUUGCAGACUUGGACUAUAAGCUUGUCUUCAAAACUCUGCUGCUGCUGCUGCUGCUGCUGUGUUGACCCUAUCACUUCCUCUCUGCCCCUAAAUUUUAUGUGCAUACUGCAUCUUGGCAUUGCAUUGAGUUAUUUAUUCAGGAAGUGCACAGCCGACACUCCAGACAGACUCAGGGCACAUGAGGCAGCCAUCAGAUUUGAAAGCGUGUACUUCUCCUGCGUAAGUGUCUGCAGGGCAUGAGGAGCAAACAGCAAGUCCACUUUGCUGCCGGUGGACAAAGAUCGUGACUUUGACAGCUGGCUUUUUGGCUUUGGUUUUUUUUUCAGUUUUUUAUUUUAUUUUGGAAUGAAAUCGGGAAGUGUUUCAUUCUAGCUUUGAAUAGUUUACAGAGACCGUCGUCUUAUAGGAAAAAAUCCACUUUUAAAAACGUACUUGUCCCCAACAACCAAUCAGUUUCCUUCUUAUGUUCAAGUUUGUUAAAGCUGACUUUUUUGGGAGUCCGAUAUGACUUGUGAAUUAUUUUGUAUGCUCUAAUGAACUUUGAGCCUUCAUGGAUAAUGCAUGAUGGAGUGAAGUGAUAUCAGAGAAAUGGAAAACGGAAUGGGGAAUGGAAAUGCAAAAUAGAGUGCUCUUAUCUUCAGCCAGUUUGAGACAUCUCUGGGUUCAUUAUUACGCGCGGCCUCUUUUAACUGAAGGUGUAUCCUUGUUUAAACUUGCUCACCUUAACUAUUCAAAGGUUUUAACAUCAUUAGAGUCGAGCAGAACUAUUCUUGGCUAAUACAUUAUGGACAAAUAAUCACUUUAAUGAAAUAUAAAGCUCUUAAACACUUAGAAAUGUGUCAGUGUUGGGUGGUGUUCUCCUGCUGUAAGAUUUUUCCAUAUUAUUCUGACUGACUAAGCCUCUUGAACAUCAGGGUGAAUCAGAAUCAGGCCUACUCCAUAUAAAACCCCAGGCAUGUCUCAGUCUAAUGCAGUGUAAAGCUGGAAUAGUAGAUUAUGAGAAUAGUCUGAAGGAGGAUCCUGAGAGAGAAAUUUCUGUUUGUUUAAGCAGCAUCCCUGCAGUCCCUCUUGGUCUGUGGCGAGAACAAAGAAAAAACAUUAAUGCACAGACACAGUUUGGAGUAAAAAUGCUAAAUAGAUCCAUAAAACACUUACUGUGUACCUGUACAUUAAACAGGAAGAGAUUUGCAGAGGAUGUGCACAGAAUAGAUUUCUCUCCAGCUCUCAUGUGGCCUCCAUCUGACUCCUCAGAUCCUCCCGUUCAGUUCAGACUCCAAUCAAAACCUGAUGGCUCUGAAUAAAAAUCUACUUGAAAGGAACUUCAAAUAAAAACAAGCGUUUCACGUCAUAAGAAAUCAUGAAGUGAUCAAAAGUCUGAAUUAAAUUUCUCUGAAGACUUUAAACUGUUUUUGGCAAACCUGAAGCUUCAUUUUCAAAGUAUCCGCAGAUAAUAAAAGAAAUGUGUUCAGUCUAUAAAGUACUUCCCAUGAUGCUUUAAUAACCCUGUUUAGCUGCAGUCUUCUCUAUAAAUGCUCUGCAGCAGCCAGCAGCUUAUUGUAAGAGCAUCCAAGAGGAGUGAUUGAUAAGCUGUAAGACUCUGGCUCUGUUUUCAGAAUCAGUCAUGGCCGCGGGGGGAAAGCAGCUCUCUCUGUCAGGGAACAUCAGAGCAGGAAAGUCCCGCUCACUGAUAGAUCCAGCUCAUUCACUCACUGUGUGUUUCUGUGUAAUUGUGGUUUGACAGCAAGGGAUAGUGGGGUAGAUCUGUUAGAAAUGGUCAAGACAUUAGCGGUGGAUUCUGCAGGAACUGUUGGUUGAGCACAAAUUCACUUUUAGUCAUUCAGACAUUUAGAAAACAUUCUCUGCUCUAGUAUUUUCUUACGGAGGGAACACCAGUGAAUUAUGAUUACGAGCCAAAACAAGAAGUAUGCUGAAUGUGAAUUUCUUAAACUGAGUGAACUUGGCUCAGAGCAGCUCUUCAAACAUUUAUUCCCCACUUCCAGAGAGCUGAAUCGCUGAAAUAAACAUUCGGUUUGGGUACUUGCCAGGAUUAAUGAUUGGCUGUUGACAGUCAGUGACUCCAAAAUGUUCAGUCAUGUCCAACAUACCUUGGCUGACAGACUUCAAACUGUUCACACGCCAGCUGAGCUCUCCUGGUUGAGCAGCUAUUUAGAAAAUUGAGCUUCUAUUUGGAAGUUAUCAUGAAUAUUUUAGUUGAAACGUGGAGUUUGAGGGGAGAGAAACAAAUCUUUGACAGUCAUGUGAUCACUGAUUGGAGUUUUGCCAUCAGGUCUGAUUGGAGAAUGGAAAUGAAGUUUGUGCUGUGGCCGUAAAUACAUCAUUAAAAUGAUUCAACACAAUAUACAUCUAGACCUCGAAACUUGACCGCAGUCUCUUUUAAUGAAUGCUGAUGUAUUUAUAUCUACACAAUGAAUGACCUCGAGAGUGUAAUCAAUAUACUGUGUAUACAGUUUGACACCAUUGUCUCACUCUCAGAUCACUCGCACACAUCACUGGAUUGAUUACUGCUCAUCGGCGUCUUUCCUACAAUAACAGUAAGUUUUUAAUUCGAGUGAAUCCUGAUUGGCUGUAACAUUUAGAAGUUCCAUAUUUUCAGGUUGACCAAUCAGGAGCCGCCGUCUCCCCACGUGUAGGAUUUAAGUAGAUUAAAAGUUUUAUGUUCCUUCGUUUUUUAUGAAGUUUUUAUGCCAUCUUGAUGAAACUCUUGUACAAAUAAAUACUGUCGACAUGUAUACAGCCAAUAAACAGUUUAGAAAUUAAAGUAUGGCUGAGAACAAGUUUGUCAAGUGGCACCUCACUUUGAUUAAUGGGAAAUGACUCACAGAUCUAUGUAAGAGUGGAUAGAAGAUGGAAAGAGGCCAGAUAUUUAGCUGAGACAUAAACAAAUACAUCUAAAAAAAAAUGAAGCCAAUGCUAACACCUGCAAUUCCUCAAGUGUAAUUUGCUUCUCUUUACAGCAUUACUGAGUUUAUUUCAGAGUUGAACCAAAAAAUGGUUCUGGUGUGACCCACUUAUCAUUCCACACACACACUAUACAGGGGUGAAAUUAUUUUGUUUUUCCUUUGUCAUUCUGACAAAAUCAGGGUUACUGGUUUUGCAUAAUUGUGCAUAAAUGCACUAAUACACAGCUUUUUAUUUCCAAUAUGGCCACUGUUAUUGUUGGGCGCUAAAACUCGGCUACAGCGAACAAUGGGUGACAUCAGUAAGACUGUGUUUGUGUUUUAUACAGUCUAUGGUAUGCACAACACAGACACCAAGAGCCCUAAGUAGCUUUAUUUCACUGACUACAGACUGUUUCAUGACUCUCAAUCAGGAAUCAUCACAAGCCAAAGACAAGCACACUGUGUCAUAACAGUAAACGAGCCAGAAAACUACAUCCGAACAGUGAACUGCACUUGCAGAACACCAUAACUAUCACUUUGUAUCGUUGGCUGGUUGGCUAGUAUAGUUUUUUUUUAAUUAUAUAGUUGAAAUGUGGACAUGAGUUUGGCACCUGUUUGGGUAAUGCCAAUGCUCGUGUUUAAAUUUCCCUUCUAUAUUAAUUUGUCAGUUUGGAAUGGAUUAUUAGCUAUUAAUCUGUAGAGCUUGAGUUUACCACUAGAAUAUCAAUUCAAUAGCUGAUCAUGAAACAAUCGAACACUUUGAUGCUGUCAGUGUUUUUAAUACAGUGUUGAUUUUCUGGGUGCAAGGAGCAUUUUUGUGGAAUUCACAGUAAAGUAAUUUGCAUGUAUGAUCCAUUAAGUGGCCAUUACACAUUGUACACAACAGUUGAAUAUCAUUCAUACUUAGCGUAAACACUGAUCCGAACUGUCAUUUUUAUGUUCAGCUGAGCAGACACCAGAAUGUGUUUCACCUAGAAGCUGUGAGGGAUCAGCUCUCACACGUUUCCUCCCUGUUGGAGCAGAAGAUCAGCUCACCCUCUUUGUACUCUCUUCACUCUGUGACCUGUGAUACCAAUACAUACAUCAACACACUCUGAAGGCAGUGAAUGACUGCUUUACAGUUCUUAAGCUGGAGGUAGUCUUCAUCAAUCACCACUUUCUAAAACUGACAGUCUGACAGCCACGCUCGCUCUCUGCAGCAGCUAACCAGGUGUGAGCUGCAGAGAAAUGGGCCGAACUCCAAAUAUUUUUCUGAUCUUUCUCAUCGAAAUUCCUCACAUUUCUACUUUUCUCCACUCUCUGUGUUCUUGGAUGAACUGAAUGAGUUGCCUCUUUGCUGGCAGUGAUGAACUUAUUGUGCUUUCAGAGAGGAGUUAGGAGAAGUGAGACUGAAAUGCAUGAAAAUAGACACAGAAAAGAGCUGCAGAGAUAUGCAAGCUCUAGUUUCACUUGCCUUAUUUUUAAAUCAGAGUGGUCUGGUACAGCUGCUUCUAACCCACACACAGCGAUACAGAAACCUUUGUGCUACCUUUUGAGAAGUUAUUUCUUCUGCAUCCUGGUUAUUGAACUCCUCUCACAAUUACAACCAGCUUUUUACACUGACAACAAAAGAAGCAGUCUUAAGAAAAUUAUGCACAGUUUUGGGUCUCCAAUAGCCAGUAUUUGGUAUUUGCUAGUGUAAUGACUGUUUGUAUAUUUGAAUUAAGUUCUAAUGCUGCGCUCCAGUUGUACUUAGAAGUCAGGAUUUCAGAGCUGGAGGAUCCUCAACAACCCUGACUUGACUACAACGUCAUGAUCCAAGAUGGCAGCGCAGUGCAUUAACAGUAAAGAAUAACAGUGAACGCUCUCAUAAUAUAUUAUUUAUUAGAGCUUCUGUUUUGUUUUUGUAAAAUAAGUGAUAUAUGUUGUGUUGCCAAACGUCAAACUGUGAACACGGUGCUAUGGUGUUUGUAGAGUAAAAUAUUGUGUGGUGCAUUGUUUACAACUGGCAUCACUAUCAACAACUAACAACUGCUGACAACAGUCAAUGACAGCUCACAAUUGUAAACAACAGCUAACAACGGGUAACUGCAGGCGUUCAUCUUGGUUUACCGACUUGUUAAAUGGAACGCUUGGGUGUAGCGUCAUUCCCAGUUCCGACGUCCGUCUACCGAAGUAACUGAAACGCAGCAUAUGUGCAUGCAGAUAAUCAUAGUUUCACCUGAAUUAGUUUUUUUUCCCCAUUCAGUUGGGCCAUUCUUGUCUGGUGUUAAACUCAAAAGUCAUGAAAAGACACAAAAAGUUGACACAAAUAUUCACUCAAAAGUGGUCAUUCAGUGUUUUAAGCGUCUCCAUGGCUACAGAUUCUUAUCAGCCUAUCUCUGCAACAUGUGCAGGAACAGUCAAGUAAAAAUAUAAACUUCCUUUUUUAGGGGCAGAAAAGAGCUUCAAACUGAACAUUUACAAUGAGGAUAAGAUGACAGUUGUAGACUUAAAGAUGUCAGCCAACAGAGAUUUCCACUCCUCCUCCUGCUUCUGUUGCCUGGAUUGCAGGACAGGAAGUGGCUUCACUUUUACCCAGCUGAUGCAGUUAGGGCCACAGUGUUGACAUCAAGCACAGAUGAAAUGUACAGGACUACUUUUUGCUGAUUUUUUGAUGUGUUGAGUGUGAUUGUGUUAUCUCCAGCAUAACAGAUAAAAUAGAAAAUUAAUUAUUGUUGUUAUGGGGUUUGGACCAAUCAAAAUUAAGUAUUUAACACAGCUGGGAUUUUAAAAGUGUAACAAUAGAAGAAAGCUGUGCCUUUAAUUACAUUAAUAAAGCUGAGACAGACAAACUGCAGAUAAAUAUCUGAAAGGAAACAAUAUACUGUAUAUUAAGCUGAUAAAAGGUGAUAUUGGUUUGCAUAUUAUUUCAGGAGCACUGAUAUAAACCAGUUAUCACCACGUCCUCUCUGCUCCACAUCCGCCCACAGACCAGCACUACCUCUGCUGUCUCCCACUUGUCAGACACUGGUUCUCCAGCGAGUUGUGAUGAACUGUCAUGUGCGUGACUAAACCGGUUCAACAGCGCGCCGUUGGUUGGAGAAAUCACUCAGCCAUUACAGCCCCUCAGUGUCUGUGAAAACAGCUUCAGGCAGGGCGGUUUGGACCGAGAGAUGGGGAGAGACUGUUUUCUCUGCAGCGGGGAAGCACGGUUCAUGCUUCUCCCUAACCCCUUGCAAACAGCAUGCCAACACAAGUCUCAAACAGCACCUUCUCUAUCCACUUGUAAAUUCACCAGCUCGGCAGCACAGGAAGGGAAUGUAAAUUAGGUGUGACUAACAGCAAGAUGGGAAUCCUGGCAGUUUUUCCCCUCCUCUCUUGCUGUUCUCCCCCGGCUGCCGAGGGGUUUUGUACACAACCACUUUCCCGCAGUGCUCGAGGCUGUCAGCUUGGUUUCACAUGCAGAAUGACUUCAGCUGGAGGUGAACUAAGCUGAGGAUAGAUAAGAAAAAUAUGAUAGAAGGGGAGAAUAGCUGAUUUGUAGUCAGAAUGAAGCCAUUUUUCAAAGAUCUGUUGGAUUUAUCAUGAACUGAGAGCGCCUCAACUUCUCCCUCAAAACCACUGAGUCUGUUAUGCUUCAUGAAAUGUACGAAAUACAACAGCCAUGUGUGAUUUCCUGGAAGCAUUCAGCGGUACUGACUGCUGGGAGCUUUGCACCAUAGGUACACUGCAUUGUUUGCAUAUGUGGAGGGAUGAACGUCGGCAGUUCCUAUUUAUUUUUCCUUGCGAAUCCCAAGAAAAGACCAAAAUGAGCAUUCAGUAGCAUGAACAGCCUGUGUGGUCAAAGCCCGAUGCAGACUAUUCCUCUGUGGCAAAGAGUCAGAUUAUAUCCAGAACUACUGAAAACACACCAUUAAGAAGUAACCAUGGGCACUUUAGCCUGAGUCAGUCCCAGAAUACAGACAUCUGUUGCAGAGUGUCACAUUGCUUAAAUUCUGCAUAGUAUUUAAUCUUUAUCGACAACCAAGACUGAAAACUAAAAUACCCAAGAGCUGGAAGAAAAUACUUUGUCAUAAUGAAGCAAUUAAGUGGUGACUGGAAAGAAAACAUCUAUAUAACUGAAUAUUGUAUCUUUGGUAAUUCCCUCUAGCACUGGCAAGCAGUCUUGUUUCUGUUUGCACCAAGAGUACUUGUAGCCAGUAAUGUUGAGACCUCCAUUCUUGAGACUUACCAUUCAGUGCUGUGCUGCAAGUCUGCAAAAGAAACCCCAUGAUGUCUUGGUUUAUUACAUCCCAUGGAGUCACACCUGUUCAUCUGCUGCUGGUCUGACUCAGUUCAACAGUAGACCGUAAAUUAGACAGAGGCUUCACUUUGUUUUGCUUCUUUACAAUAUGAGCCUGAGAAAUAAACUAAUUUGCUUGUAGCUACUUUCAAUCAUCUAAGAAGUCAGUCAACACUUUCAGGUCCUAAGUUUGUUGAAAAAAUGUCAGGAGGUAGGUUUGCAAAAAGGUAAACAUGCAAGCUUGGUCAGGUCUAACCUCAAAAGGAUUUGGAAACUGUUCUUUGAUGUUCGAUGAUGGAGGUUAAAUCCAUCAUUUUAGGUAUUACUUACAACAUUGUGAACCUGAACAGAUGAGCAUCAGCAAUACAGGGUCAAGGAGAUAGUUGUUGGGGUUGUUAGCUGCACUUGCAUGCAGUAAACAGUCGUCAGGUUACUGCAUAUGAAAGACAUUACCAAAUCCAUCUCUAUGGACUGCAUUCCACCUACUUCUGCUCUUCACUAGAGCCUGCAGAUAUUAAACAUGAUGACAAAUGUUGGACAUGUUGAAACAAGAACACUAAUAUGCUAAAAAUCCAUACAUUUUCUACAUUGACAGUGUAUGUUUCUGCUUUUUCCUCAACUUUCUCUCACAGAAGUCAAAUCAAUGGCAGACAAUAGCCAGCGGGUUUCAUUGUUGAACCCACACAAAAUUGAAAGUUGGUAUUCUGACGUGUUAUUUUAGAAUAAGAACUUUACAGCCUCACAGGGCAGCCAUCAUGUCUAUAAACUCCUGCCUAUUGAAAAUUUGAAACACACAUUGGUUACCAGUUUGGAAAGACGUCUUUAUGGUUGGACGUCUGGUCCUAACUGGCCAACUGAGACCCAGGUCAAGGUCUAUUAGUCUCAAUAUCAUGGGUUACAAAAAAGUAUCCAUUCUUGGCUUUUUUAGUUGGGCUCAUGUGGACACAUGUAGCUAAAGCUUUAUGAACCCAUACCAUGGAUAUCUUUUUAAAUAUCUUUCAUUACUUUGCAUAAGUUUCCCUGUAGAUUUAACUCAAAGUAUAACAAACAGUUUGAAAAUGAUGUCAGAUAAUCUCUUCCUAGACAGCCUGUUUGAAUUCGAACCAUUAAAUCUUGCUAUUGAUGUUCCCAUUGUUGCAUUGCUUUCUCUCUGAACUUCUUUCUCUCCAGGCAGUGUACUUGUGAUAGACUCUGAAUUGGCUGUUGCAGGAGCCCAGUGGGAAUCAAUGUAACAGAUCCAGUUGGAGGUGUUACAUUCAAUCACAGAGCCAGUGGUGCUCCACUUUAACUUUUCCGUUUCUGUGUCAUCAUUUGUUGUCAUGGAGUAAUUUCCUCCUGCAGAAAUGUGUCAUCUGGAGGUGUACCAGCAUGUGGUUAAAGUGUAUAUGCAAAGCUGUCCUAGGUUUAUUAUCCAGGUGAAUUGGGACUAGUGUGUAAUAAAAAGAUAGAAUUCAAAAUUCAGCCUUUUUUAUUCUCCAGUGCGUGGGCAGCUACUCUCACAGAAAGAGAAACAGCAACCAGACAAUUAUUCCUGUGAUUAUUAUUUCAAGGAAGUGGAAGGGCCGGUAUAUUAUUGAUGUCGGGGAGGAUGUCAAUGAACCUCCAUUGCAAUCUAAUAAAUACUCUUUGCACUGCUGCCCCUGGAUUUUCAAGGGAUUAUCUGAGCGAGCUUUCCAUCAGUGAUGAGCUCCAUUCUCCCAUUAUGCGUAAUGGGAAAGGUAUGUAUGCAGUCAUAUUAGCGAAUGUGUAAGUAGGGUAUCCAAGUGUGCUGUAUGCAUGAGCCUGUGUGGCUAAGUGUGUGUUCAGGGGUAUUUUUACGGUCUUGAUGAUGGAGAGCUAGCCCUGUGCAGACAACCUGUGCUUAUUUUAUGGCCUCCUCCCCAGCUGCAGCAUGUGGGCAAUAAACCUUUCUCCAGCAAUCUCCAAACAGUGCAGCAAUCAAUGGGAAAUUAUCUCAGCCAAUCGAUGGGCCAGCCUUUCUAUUUCUCCCGCUCUCUACCUCUCCUGCUGUCCUAUCUGUAUCCCUUUCUCCAAGCUACCACCCCCCCACCCCCCCUGCGUCCCUCUCCUCAUCCCUUCUGUCUCAUUUUUGCUGUCUCCCUGUUUUUUCCACCCACUCCCUCACUCCACCCUCCCCCCACUUUCACUUGCAUUCCCUCCAGCUCUCUCAGCUCGGCAGCACCUACUCUGAAAUGCGACAGCUCAGCAGCUCCAGAGCCAUUAACAAAAGUCGCCUUCACCCAAGGAAUAUGUAACAGUGCUGGAUUGACUUUCCUGGGGAAUAUAAUGAGUCUGACUGGUGCAUUCAACCACGGGGUACUUCCUCUGACAGUCGUGACAACAAGGCCCACUUUAUUGUACAGUCUGUACUCUGUGUUGCUGUUUCUGUUGCCCUUGGUUGUUGGUGGCCACUCGUACAACCCCUCAUUAUUUCUCUGUGUUUCGGGGAUGUUUCAAUACAAGUUGGAAACAGCCUGAAGGUCAGUUCAUGAACUGCCAAUGCAAAAGCAGGAAAUCCAGUCCAACACUGAACCCUAUUAGCAAUGUAAAUACUCGAAAGCUGGCAGCAGAACUGACAUGAUUAAUAGCUUUUAUUCAGUUAUACUCGAAUAUUAACAUCAGUGAUUAAGAGAUGAUUUAAAAUCAACAAUAAAAUCAAUGCAAUGAAUAUGUUUAAAGUGAUAACACCUGACAUGACUAUAAACAGAAAAAAAGCAAGCUGUGAAAAUCCUCACUCACACAGAGCUUGAUCACCUUUUUGUUAGCAUUCUUGGUUUUUAAAGAGUGCAGUUCUUUGAGUAUCCCACUGAGGUUUUUCACAUUAUAACAUAUAGAGGAUCAGACCCCAUCAGACAAUGCAUAUAGGCUCCAGUAAAAUCCCACAUUGACGCCUGCAACUCCUUACUUGGCAACCUCUCUGCAUGCACAUUAAAAUCUUUGCAGACUACCAAGAACAUAGCAGCAUAACACUCCGUUGUUCAUCUCCUUCCAAUGGCUACCAGUUGCUGCAUGCAUUAAAGUCAAAACUCUUCCCACCUUGAGCGCCUCUACACUUCUUCUUUCAAUAGAAAUCUUGGAUGUCCCCAAACUGAGCAUUGCAAAUCUCUAAAAGACUCUCCUUUUUUGGAUGAAUGGUUCAAACUCUUCAUGUAAAAAGUUGCACCUAUAAGAAGGCUCCAGUUUCAGUUUGAGUCAGUCUUGAUGAUCCCUUUGAACAAAGCUGUACAUCUUUAAGCUGAUUUUGUGCAGACUCUCUUAAAUUAAGUGGUUCUGUUUGCUUUUAUAGCUCAUAAAGUAGCAACAGUGUGUAUGUCAUCAAUAUUUAUUCUCAUAACCUUCUAAUAACUCAUCAAGGGAGUUUAAAAGAUCAUUUUACUAGCUGCUGGCUGGGAGAUCCAGAAUUACUGGAUAUUUUUAAUGCUGUGAAAUCUAAUUUUUAACUUAACAGACUUCAUCCAGACAUCCGGUUGAAUUGGCUAAAUAAAUAUCGACCUGUCUAAAACUACACAGUGUUAUCAGAGCUUGAAUUUAUUCGUACUGUAUAAACUAUUAGGUUUCUAGAUGGUGAUACAUCUCACAGCAAUGUUACUUUGUUAUGACAGGAAAACAGUCAAAGCCCUUUUUUAUAAUACUAACUCUGCCUCACCCAUGCACUGCACCCCAGGGGGUGAAAGAGUGAAGCAUUUUUGUAAUAACAGAUUUAUCAUCUGAGUUAUCUUGGAUAAAGUUUUGGCAGCAUUCCCUCAAAGUUCUGGAGGUGUUUCCAUGCCUGAGCAGCCCUCGCUUCUGGCAGAACCGACAGACACUGACAGCCAUUCAGACAUGCUUGGGAAUGUUGAGCAAACAGCACUUCUCCUAAACACCUUGUUUAUGCUGCUACUACCCGCAGAGUUCAGCCAUAACGUGACAACAUGAGAAGAAAGCACAAGUGACAACCACAACCCCUGCCUGUCACACUUGUAUAAUUCUUUCCCCUACCUCAGCCAAGGGGAAAACAGCCAGCUAAUGUGGUGGUUUGACAAGCAGGAGGCUUGUGUUGGCCACACGGACUCUUGAGUUAUUUGCCUCAGAGUCAAGGAUAGGGUCAACACAGGUUACCAAAACCUGGCAGAGGCUGUUUUGCACUGAGAAGGAUAAAGCAGCGGAGAACAGUUGGUGAGAACGGUGUAUGAUGGAGAGUUUGAAAAUGUGAUCGAUUGUGCCGAGGCUUUUCUGAGAGAGAAAAGUGUCAGAGUAGACGAGGAGGUCAGCUUGGAUUAGUAGCUGCAGGGGUUUGUUUACACACCAUAGCUACAAGCGUUUAUAUAAAUAGCAACCCGACAGAGUCCCUCUUUGAGAUUCUCAGCUGUUUUCAUCUUUGUAAACAUUCUCAGCAGAGGUUCACAUGAGUUAGCGAGCAGCAAAUUAUAAGCGUGGAAAUUCUCACAACAAUGUAGGCUACUGUUGGCAGUGGUUAUCCGCUAAUCAGCAAGUUCAUGCAGGUGCUGUUUGCUGGCUCAGCUACAAAAUCCAGAAGUAUCAAUGAAAGAAUACCUGGCUGUUACAUUCUUGGCAGCCUGGGAAACAUGUACAGAUACAAACAUGUUUGAGACUAUAGAGGGGGAGUAUUGAGACACUGCUAUCUGAUGUGAUGCGUUAGUUAUCACUGAUAACAUUUUAAUGCAGGAAAUCACAAACUGUUGAAAAUGGUGUCCCACUGGGAUCGAUAUUAGGUCCCCUGCUUUUCAUUGUAUAUAGUAAUGUUUUUCUUUGUCUUGGCAGUUUUCUUGUUCAUGCUGCUAAUACCAUCUUGUGCACCAUCUGCUCUUCUCCAAACUACCCCCUCCCCCCAAUCACAGUCUUAACUUGUAAGUGGAUCACAUGAAAAUAGGUGUGAAAAUAACACUAAAGCCAAACUGAAGUGGGUGUGUGUGUGUUCACAGUUAAAUAGAGAUCUAUAAGUACUUAAAACAGAUGAACGGGCAUUAUCCUGGUGGACUUGAUAAACCAAGAAGUACAGUAAGUCUUGGCUGGAGGUCUUAACUUGUGGCUACACCUGAAUGACUGAAAAGCUGGUAUCCAUUCCCAGAGGCAUCCAGUAAACUACCACUCAUCUUCACAAAAGCCCAAUGAGUGUGAGAUUGGGUUUUAAUCAACAUGGAUAAAAGUGUCCCACAAGGGUCUAUACUAGGCACCCUGAAUUUCACUUUUAUUAUACUUGACACAUGUUUAUUUACCAACUUAAACAUUUACGCAUCCUACAAAACAUCAUGAGAUACACUUUAGCAUCCACAGCAGGUGAUUCCUCAAGUCAGCUUUAGCUCUCAUAAGUCUGAGCUUUAUGAAAAUGUCUUUUGCCUGUCGUGUGUGUGUGUUCUUAUUCAUAGCUAGUGCUGUUCACCAUAGAUUAAAGUGGAUAAUCUUUAAAAUACAUUUAGUUGCAGCCCAGUCUCCUCUAAACUAGCCUUACAUAUUGUCUUUUCAGUAUGCCUGGGCAAUGUAAAAGUUGGAUUAUCCUUACAGUAAGUCUAUAUAACUGAAUUAAAAGCCAUCUUAUUGGGCUUCUAACAAAGGCUGUGGUCUAAUCGCUCUUUGUCAUGGAAUAAAAGGUCUCAUUGGCCUUUUACCUCAUCAUCCCUCUCUCUCUUUCUCUCUCGCUCAGCUGCCCUCUCUUUCUCUCCACUGUCUCUCGCCGAGGCCGCCUCUAAUCAGCGGGCCUUGAGCUCUCAGAAAGGUCACUCUGUCCCUUUGAUGGUGUUUUGAUUCAUCCCUUCCUCUUUUCUCUCCCCCUCCCGCCCCCUUUCCCUUUCACCCUUUUUCUCUCACAGGGAAGCUGGAGAGUCACUACCAUCAGGGCGCCAAGAAGGGGCUGGUCCCGUCAGCUGCAGAGUGAUGUCAGAGGAGCAAGUGAUCAUGAAGAAUCUGUCCAGGCCCCAGGGAACAUGGGAAAUAUGUUAAUUAACACAUCUCUCAUCAAUGCUGAGUUAUCAUUUUCAGCAGUGUAUGCAUUUUGAAUCACUGGUAUUUGCAUUUUACAGAGAGGGGUAAUGUUUGUAAGGAUGAAGUAUUAUGUGUGAUAAUUUGUACAUAGAUGUACAUCCUGCUUCUCUAUUUGAUUGCAUAAAUAAAAAGAUCCACAUGCUCAAUUUGCAA
Messenger RNA from Xyrichtys novacula (pearly razorfish), 84832 nucleotides. NCBI's taxonomy places the organism in Eukaryota, Metazoa, Chordata, Actinopteri, Labriformes, Labridae. The record is from the annotation of a GenBank genome assembly.